Molecule: messenger RNA, 71597 nt
Organism: Podarcis lilfordi (Lilford's wall lizard)
Lineage: Eukaryota; Metazoa; Chordata; Lepidosauria; Squamata; Lacertidae
Source: the annotation of a GenBank genome assembly
GAGACGCCGGAGCUCGGGGAGGGGAGUUUGGGCGCGCUCUCGUCCGCCUCGAGGACGGUGGGAGGAGCCGAGCGACCGGGGAGGCCGCCGGCGGGUCCCACCUGCAGUUGAUGUGCGAGGAGGAGCGGCCAGGGCGAGGCGAGGCGACGGCCACUUUCGCUCGCUGCAUGCCUGGCUCGUGAGAAGGAAGCCUCGGCGUCUCUUUCCCCGCGCGAGCGCGCCUUUUCCCCGGCUUGGCGUCCCCUGCCGCCUCGCCCUCUUCUUCCUUUGCUCUGCUUUCUCCGCCGCCUUGCCCAACUAUGGAGACGUCCGGAGACGAACUGGGCGGCGGCAGCAACAGCUUCCCCGAGCCCACCAUCGUGCAGCCCCCCGGGACCACUCCCCCGCCAGCCUACCCGGCCCGGGACCCGCAGCCAGCGGAGACGCUGCGCGUCGGGGAGGACGUGCAGUUCAGUGAAGAGCUGGAGGAUAGAGGUGAGUCUUUGGGGCCAGUGACGUCUCCCCACAACAUGCUUCUCCUCUCCCCCCCCCCGCAGAAACCAGGCUCCUGUCACGCGCCCAUUUCUCUUCCUUUCCCGCGCGCGCCCUGCACCUGGCCGGCUCCCGAAAGAUUCCUUAAGUUGGCGUCGAACAGGACCGACCCACCGCGAAGCCACGGCUCCCAGGCGACUCUCUAGGAAAGCCUUCUUUCAAUCACCUCACCCCUAUGGCCGGCUCCUUUCUACGCGCCUAGCACUUCUCUCUCUUUCUCUCUCGCCAUCCCGGGUCCGGCCAGGUCUCUGCAGCCCACCCGCUCGCCUCUAGAUCUCCCUCACGGACGUCCUAGCACUUUCUAAUUUACCUCGCUGACCAAUAAAUCGCUACUCUUAACCCCACUAAAUUCUGCCACGUCGCUCUUGUAACCAGCUAUAUCAUGCCAAGACCCCACACUUCAUCCCUUCUUAUGCCUUUACCGCCCUUUCCUUCCUAUAGACCCAUUUUUGCCGUGCAUCCUCCAUUGCUGAAUCCUGCCUCCUGUAUUUCACCUUCCUCAGCCACCCCUGCUUCUCAUACAUCAUCUAUGGACCUCCCGUGGUCUGUCUCCUCCACCGCUAGCUGUUCUUUCCUCACAACUCGUCUGCUUGUCGUCCAUUGUCUUAUCACCUGCAGCAGCCAUCUGAAUGACCAUUCUCAGUCCUCCUUGACCCUUCUUAAUAGUUGGACUGUAAUCUUAACUCUGCUUGCCUGGGAGUAAGUCCCAUUGAAUUCAUUGGGACUUACUUCAGAGUAGACAAGGUUAAGCUUGUGCUGUUGGUUUGUCUUUCAUAUUUAAUUCUUUCUCUCUCUACACAAACACACACACACCACACACACUUAACACAAUCUAUUUUGCCAACCUUGCAGUUAAAUUCUUUGCUCACUCAUUCUUUUUUAUUUUAGAAAAGAAAUGGAGCACUGACAGCCUUAAACAAAGAAACACCAGCCUUUUCUUUAGUGUUGAACCACCCAGUCUUCAAAAUGCAAUUUAAAAUGCAUUCACUACAAUGCAGACAGGCGUCCCCAUUGACUGCAAAGAAAGCAUGUUAUUUUACCCAUUCCACACCCCUUCUUAGAAAGAAGGGGCAUUCAGUCUAUUGUCUCCCUAACAGGCACCUGCCAAGCACGUGCCUGUUCCAUAGAUUUGUGUGUUUUUCUUUCUCUGCAUUCUUCCCAUGGCAUUCUGUUUCAUCUGAAGCCAAGCAGCUCCCUGCCUGACUUGGAGCCUGCUCUUUGCUCUUCGUUCUCUGCAACUGUCCACAGUCCUUUUUCAGUUUCCGAGUUAUAAAAAGGGAUGAUCCUAUUCCCAUGCAGCAUUCUGGCUACAAUCUUGUUGGAUAUGAUGGGUCGCUGUGCUUCCAUUUUUAUUUUUAUUUAAUUAGGAGCCGCUCUUCUAAACGAAAUAGUGAUAUUUGAAGGCCUUUUGCAGUGGCUUAGUCACUUUAUAAGGAUUGGGCAGUAUAUGCCAAGUUGGUCUAUAUUCAAGAGUUUGGGCUCAGGAAUAGAGGGAUCUUGAUUCACCUGGGAAUCAUCUUCCCACUAAACAUCUUCUAUAGAUGUAAGACGAUGAUGGUGAGAAGGAACAAAGGACCUAGUAAAAGAUAAUGGAUGUAUGGGGGAAAUAAGACAAAGAACUCAUAAGCUCAUUCCUUGUCCCUCCCUUUCCAUUGAUAACAAACUCACAGGUCUGAGCUAUUAUUCUUUCCAAGGAAAUGUUAGGAAUAGUUUUUAUUUUUUGCUUUAAUCAAUCAAAAUGUCAAUGAAUUUAUUCUUUUCUUUUUGAAAUGCUAGGUCUGUAGGGUGUUUAGGUGCAUUUUGAUGGAUCAUGGACAAAGUAUGAAGGUUUUGGCUUCAGCCUUUAGGGAAGCUUAGUCUUUUUCAGUGUCUAGUAUAAAACAAAGUUGUGAGAGUCCCCUCUCUACUUUAGUUAGGAUUCAGAGAAUCUUUGUGUGUGACUACUGUAUUUGGAAUAAGAAAAUGCAUUAAAAUUAUUUUAGUUAAUCUGAAAUUUAAAAAGUCUGUGUAAUACCAAUUAAAGGAGCAUAUGCAAAAAACCAACUUCAUAAAUAUAUUGUCAGCAGGAGAGUUUCUUUGUAUCAAUUACAAAUUAUUUUUUACAGACAAAUGGGAAAAAAUAUCAAUUUAAUAAAACACAUCACAUCUUUCAUUACAUGUACUAAAAUAUCAAAUGCAGUAAUCUUCAAAUGUGAACAUGACUUUAUAAUUAUAAUAUAGGCUUUCUAGCCUUGUCUGUGUAUAAAUUAACCCAGGUAUGUGCCACAGGAAGAUUUGAAGUCACAUUCUGGAUGGGAUUUGCACUCAUGAUAUAAGUUGCAAAGGUCUAGCGUUACCUGUGAAACUAUUUUCAUUUUAUGUGUUUGGCUGAUAGAUGCUUGUGUGCAAUCCCCAAAGAUUUUUCACACAUACAAGCACAAUAUGUUUUAAGGGGAACAGUUUACCUGGUGACACAUUCCUUUUUCCCCUGGAGGUAGUAAAUUGUAAAACAUUUGUCCAAUUCUAAUAGUAUGUAAGAUUCAAAUAUUUUAAUGUAAAAUGCAUAAAUUUUAAUUCGAGUGGUGUUUAAACAAUUUAGACUUGUACCAUCUUUCAGAAUCCAGUAGCAACCAAGAGCUGGUUUUAACUAUUUUAACUAUAAUGUUAUUAAUUUUGCACCACAAAUAUGUGUUCUAUUUUGGCGGGGCAUAGAUCCUCCUAUUGCUCUUUUGGUAUGGACCCCACUAAUUCAUUGGGGUUUUGUUAAGUCUGAUCCUGUGAUAGUUGGCUCAUUUGUUGUCAAGAGUUAGCAAAAUCCAACUGGAAAUAUUUAUUCUAUUCUUUCCAGAGAUCACAGAGUGAACAAGACGAAGGGGGAGGGGAGCUUAAUACAUGAACACACCUGUUUUGUUUUAUUUUGACUAAAUUUUGCUAGAGCAAGUAAAGUCCUUAGAACUGAAAUACACACAAAAAACCCAACAAGCUUGGGGAGAUGGCUGCACAACAAUGGCGUAUGUUAACCUCUACUGCACCUGCUCUGAUUUUCAGAAAUGCAUCAUAUCAGCACCUUUAUUUUGCUCUUCUAUCAAGCUGCUGCUUGGUUUGUGCAUCUGUUUCACUGGCACCUUAAGCAAUCUCUCCCCAUGCUCUUUAAGGUUUGAUCAGGAAUUGAGUGUGUGAAUGCAAAAAUCUAAAGAUGUCUGGUUAUUUUAUGAUUGGCUCCAGGUUGCUCCAGGCAGCAAUUGGUACUCUUUUUUUUUAACCUCCUGUGAAAUACAAAGACAAACCUGAACCCAUGCACCUGCUUUAGCAUUAUUUAUGGUAUAUAAAUAAGGUGAACAGGAUUUCUCCUAAACGGGAAAAAUACACAAGGAAUUCCUGGUUUGGUUCUGAAUGGACCUAAUUUCUUUUUUUCUUUAAAAGGGGAAUAAAACACAGCCCACACUGAUUUCCUCUUCUCAUUCCCUUACCAGGUUUACUAGAAAGCAGCACAAGACUAAAACCGCAUGAAGCUCAAAGCUACAGAAAGAAGGCACUGUGGGUUUCAUGGGCUUCCAUUAUUGUCACACUGGCUCUGGCAGUUGCUGCCUUCAGUGAGUAUUGAACAUAUUUCAAAUCUUUCAGCCUUUGUCUUGGCUACCUGAAUGCUUAAAAAGCCAUACACUGUGCUGCUGUGUGCUUUUAUAUAGCUCUGCUACUGAAGUGACUUAGAGAAGGCUUGCCCCGUGCUUAUAAAUUAAUAAAACAGCUGUGUGUAUUCUUUUUUUCUUUUUCUUUUUCUUUUUCUUUUUCUUUUUCUUUUUUGCUGAAGAGGACAUAAUUGUUGAAGGUCAGAUGAAGGAGCAGAUUUUUGUUUCCUGUUAUGGAAAUGUAUUCUUUUUUCUCAAUAAUAUAAAAAAUACAGUGAAUUUAAUUUAAAUUGAAUUAAGUUUAAACAAGCCUGUAUCUUUCUUGGAUGCCAUUUAAAAAAAAAAUACAGAGCAAAGGCAGAAAAAUUACACACAAAACAUGUAAUAUUUAUUUUCCUGUGGCUAAUAAUACAUAAUUAAUGUUUGGAGUACAAUCUCCACCAUCCUGAUAAGAUUAUAUGCUCCUUGGGGUACAUUUAAUGAUGCCCAUGUGGAUCUGGCUUUUCUGCUUUAGGCUCUUUAAGUAAAUAUUCUAGAAAGCAUCUAUCUAAAGCAAAUAUUACUUUAAAAAUCACAUGAAAUUAAAGGCUGCUUGCUUCAUUUAAAUUGAAAGACGCUAGCUCAGCAUAGUUUAAAUGUUACACACUUAGUAGCAGGUUGUGCUAACCUAUGAAUUAUGCAAAAUGUACUUUAUUUAACUCUGUAGAGACAUCUUGUGACGCGAAGUACAAGAUUUUGCAGUAGCUUAACAGAAAAGUUAGUUGGCUUUUGUUUGGUUUAAUAUUGUUCAUCAUAAAAAUAGUACUCCAGUUCUCAGAGACACACAGGAGUUGCUUGUGGAUUCUCAGAAUAUCAUCUCUUGGUGUGAGAGAAGCAAAACUGGAUGCCGUUGCAGCACAUGUUCUUGUGCUAAUCUGCAGUGAUGGGCUACGGCUGAAAGCUAGUGUCAGCUCCCAAGGGGAGCUAUUAGAAUCUGGCCAAAUGGGCUCUGCAAUACUCAGCAUAUAUUACUAGGAGUAAUUUGUAUGGCAAACACACACACACACCAUGCGUCAAUAUUUAAAAAGAAAGAAGAAAAGAAAACGUGAAAGCAGGGUUUCCUCUAGUACAAAAGAAAUAAAGCAUAGACAAGAGAAUUGUCCUGUUUCAUUGGUAUGAUUUUACUGCCUUGGAAUCAGAACAGCAACAAUUAUAUUGUCCUCAAACAACGUUAAUGAUACCUUGGCAUACAAUUAGGGCACAAGGUAGUAUUCAGGGAGACAAAAUGGGUUGUGGCUUUUAAGAAUUUUUCUAUGAUUUUGAAAGGGGAGGGCACAUACUGGAGGUUUUCGAUGGAACUUUGAUCCUAUAAAUAUGCCAACUAUAGCGAGUGGUGCAGUUGGUUGAAAUAUUAUGCUGUUGAAAAAGAGUGCAUUGCACACUUUGCUUUGCCCUCUUUAAACCAGUGGGGCUUAAUUCAGAGUAUACAAUGCUGGGCUGCAUGAAUUAGUCAAGUUAAAGCAAUUUCCCAAGUAUCAGGUUAUUGCUAGUAAACCUCUUAGGACAUAGGAACCUACAUUAAAGAUGGAGGGACACAUUGGCUGGUAUUCAACUAUGUUUUAGAGUAGACCUACUGAAAUUAAUGCGCUUAACUUAGUCAUGUUCAUUCAUUCAGUUGGUCUACUCUGAAUAAAAACUGCCUUAAUACCACCCAUUGUAUCAAGCACUGAAGUAGCAUGUGGGAGACCAAACAGUUUUUUAAUUGAUGUCAUAUCUUUGCAUCUACAGCCACCUCCCUUAAUAUUUAAAAAACAUCCUAGUAAUAAUAGUAAUUGCCUAGAAAAAAAUAAAGUGCCCUUUAGAGACACCUGUGUUUUUUAAUACUGGAACCCAAGAUAUAUCAACUUGCAAGUAGCAUGAACACAACAUAGCAUCCAGCAUUUCUGUUUUAUGCAUGUCUACUCAGAAGUGAACUCCAAUGGGACUUGGUCAAAAGAAAAUUCACAUAGGAUUGCAACCUGAGUAUCAUAUAGGUUUUAAACCCAUAGGCAUUUUAGUAUAGUAAAAUAGAUUUAUUAGGUACAUAGCAAGAAAGGAACAUGUUCACUGCUGAUUUAAAUGGUAUAGAAUCAAAGGGCCCAAGCUAGAUAAUACGUAAGUUGGACAUCUGUGACAGGAUAGCCUGCUUGCUUUUAUUUCUUUUUGGAGUAGUUGCAAGGGUUUCCAAAUUUGAUCAGGGUUGUUGCAGUGGGGCUGUGGCAGUGGGCACUGGUACCAUGUUUGUGAUCUAAUUUAUCUCCAAAGCUGCUGUAUGCACCAUUAAAGAGAAUAUACAGACACAUGUUUUCCCCACUAAUAAGGCAUGUAGGUGUUUGGUGGGAUCCAUGAUAGGUAAGGAGACAAAAUUGGGGGGGGGGUGUUGCUCACCCCUGUUCUAGUCUUGAUCAGAUUACAUCUCCCCCCCGGAUUAUUCUUAUUAAAAUGAUAAUAGCAACAAGCUGGGGAUUCAAUCACACAUCGUCUAAUCUUUUGACCCUCAGAUCUAUAUUCUGCCUGUUAAAUACUUGUUUUACUUAUCUGAUUGCAGCAGAAUGCUAUGUAACAGUAUAAAGUGAACAGAAUAUUCAAAUUUUAUACGUUUGCUAAAUGUCUAGAUAGCUUUCUAAUCAAUAUAAGCAUUUCUCUAAGAAUGCUUGAUUGAUUUUCAGUUUGUCUUAAUGUAACUUUCAACGAAGUUCCCAUACCUUAGGUUUACAAAAGAUUCAAUACAGACACAAUACAUACCUUCAAUGUAAAGAAGUAUAUGUUGGCUGAUAUGUAAUUAGCUAAUAUAAAAAUGUGUUACAGUGUAAUUCAAUAUAUCAAGUAUAGCCUGGAUAAAGUUGGAGUGAUUUAAUUUUAUGCAUGAUUCAGUUGUUUGAUGGUUCAUUACUAUAAUGCUGCAUUUUCUCCAUAUUUCAUAUUUCCUUUCAUUUGUCAGCUGUUCCCAUGUUUGGCCAAUCUUUCAAGCUGAGAUGCUUGCCAGACAGCUUGGUGAUUGCUUCCUGUGUUAUAUGAUUGACUUCUGCUUGUCAUUUGGGAUAGCUAGAUUGACUCUAAGAAUCAUUUCCAAACACCUGCUAUUUAUGGCACUCUGUUUCCUAGCUUCUUCCUGUUCUGCUUAUUCACAGUGGCAAAGUGUUAGCGUUGAAGUCCAGUGAUUUAUACCCCCCUUCUCUUGAGAAUGCAGACCAGCUAGCCAACACUUUCGUUGGCUGUCAGGCUGUUACUGCUUUCUUUCUGUGUUCCUACAUUUUCAUUUCUUUUAAGAUAUAUUCUGAAACCUCAGUUUAUUUUUACAUGCUAUUAUUCAGGGCUCAUCCAGAUUUGCCCUUGACCCGCUACUUUCCUCAGAAGAAACCCAAUCUUUAUUGCUGAAUCGGAACAAGUGCCAAUCGAGUUUUCUCUGGGUUGAUGUUUGUGCCAGUUUAUCGCUAAAGAGCAGGUUUUCUGGGGGAAAGCACUGGGGCAAGUGGAAAAAUGCUUGGAUACAUGCUUUCUAGGCAUGGGACAAGCACAAGUCUGGAAGAGCCCUCAGUCUUCAUAAUUUCCCUUCUGCUCUAAAGCAAACUUUUGCUUUAACACAAGAGUAGGGUGCAUGAGAUAUUCAGAUAUAUUGAUGAAGUUAUUAAAAAAAGACUCUGGAAUGAUUUUUUUCUCAUUAUAGUUUAAUGAGAAAGCAGAAAAAUACAGUCUUAAAUGUAUCUGUAGUAGAUUCUCCAAUCUUUAUUUCAGGUCUGGCUAGAACCAUUUUCCUGUUUAGCAUUGCCAGGUUGCAACGAAGAAAAAUUCAUUAGAUAUUCUGGACAAACCAAGGAUAAUGAGGGAUGAUUGGAGCCAAGUAGAAUUCAAAAAGCAGGAUUAUUUCCUUGUUCAACUUGAAAACCUGUUGGUUAAUCUACUUAAGGGCAUGUCAUUCUCUGAACUAUGGAGGCGGAGAUGUCUGGUGACAGUACAGAUGUCAAGAAUCAGAUUUAGGUGAUAUAUUCUCAGCUACCUGAAUAGUUACUAGAUGACUAAUUUAAUGUAGAAACUCCUUUAGAAACAGCUGUAGUGCAGCAAGAUAGACUAACAAGUACUGUUCCCCAUUGUUGCUAUGAAGAUUUGUCCCCUCCAUGGAGUUUCCUUUGCUGUUGUCAGCAGAAAUAAUACUGUUGUAGAUUUAUGGGUCUACAGAUUAUGGCAGCUGCAUGCACCGAAUGAGUGCCUAUCAUUCAUGAUCAGAAGAGAAUAUACAGUUUGGGGUGCACUGAGAACAUGUUUUGUGUGUUUCUUUUCGGUACAUUUGGUACAUUUCUUUUUGGUCCUCAAAUUAGUCAUAAUAGUGAUUUCUAAGACAAUAGCAUUCCUUAAGUCAUCUUAAAAUUCUGACACCUUGAAUGUGCUUCUGGAGCUCAACAUUCAAGAGGUUUGUUAACAGAAUCCAAGAAUCUGGAGGUUCACAUGUAACAUAGAUAUUAUCCUAAAAAUAUACAACCAGGGAAUGCUAAUGCUUGUUUACACUUUCUCGAUUCUCCCUCCUCCAUGUUAAACAUAUUGCAAUAUUUACACCUGAGCCAGGGUAGUGCUCAGAACUAUGAAACAGGUGGUUAUUGCAGGCGGUGGGUCUGAGGCACUGAGAGUGCUCUCCUUGCCUGAGGGAGCACUAAUGUUGAAGGCUAAAGAGCAGCAAGUUCCAGUGCAAACAUGUAAUUCCAUCCUUGUUGAAUUUCUGAGGAAAAGUGGGUUGGAAUGAUUGGGGGAGGAUGUCUGGCUGCAAUAUGCAUUUAACUUUGUGAAGUCCUGGAGAAAAAGGUAGAAGAGAUGUGCCCUUUGACUUUUGAGUCUUUUUGUUUUUAUGUCAUCAGCAAGUUCAGCCUUUCUGAAGUUCUGGUAGCUGGUGAUAGUUCAUGUUUAUGCUAAUUCAAAAUUAGGAUUAUAGUUAAGGAUAUAUGUUAUGGCUAUUCAAUUUUUGCAGUGGAUUUCAAAUUAAGGACAAAAAUAUGUGAAUUAUGCCAAAUACUUGGGGUAAUUACAGAACAUGCACUUUUUAAGAUCUUAUUAUUUUAAAAAUAUGAAAUAUAUUUAAAUGGAAUAGGUUUUUCAUUAAUAACUAGCAGCAAUGUACCUGGAAUUGCCAAGGGAUUCCAAUAAAUGAAAACACUGCAGUUUGAAAGGUUUAUUCUGUCAUCUUGAUUCAAAUUGGUAUCCACCUGUAUCAAAACAUAGAUGAAGACCUGCACCUUGAUCUCGGGAACUAUCAUGCAGAAUCUAGUCACAAUAUCUUAAGAGGUGUCCAAAUGCAUAGUGAACAAAGAACCAACUUUCCAAAAUGGAACAAAGAAACAAUUUUCCAAAAUGGCCUGGCCUGCUCAAAUAUUUUUUGGGGGAACCAAAGUGUUGGAUCCUAUGAUACCUGUGCCGAUUAGAUUUUCUAGCAUGAUACUCCAAUUCGCACAUAGAUAUUCUAACUACAGUGUAGUUCUGGUGUUAAGUAAAAGAUCUCAAAAGGAUUUCAAAGUCAACAAAUACUUGCAUGAAAAUAACCAUAUACCAUUGAUCAUUCACUUUUCAUCAGAAAAACUUGGCUGGUGAAUCUUAUAAGUCCAGUUAGAAUGAAUUCUACUUACCUGUUCUAAUCUUUCUGCACAUGUAGAGAACAGUUUAAUGAACAUCAUAUUUUGGUUUACCAUAAACCAGAGUGUAGCUUUUAGUGGGUUUAGUGUAGCUUAUGGUGUAUGUAUGCAAUUUGUAAUUAAGUUCAAAUAUGACUCACACUGUAAUUUACAUGCUUCUCAGUACCAGGUUAAAGUAGCAGCCAGCUGAGUAUGGAGAGAGGAGCUUUCUACGUGUAGCUCCAGGUGUUUCAUUAAAGACCAGAUGGAGCAGUCUUAUAAUUUCAUUAAAAAUGACAGUAAUACCCCAAAACAAAUCUCAGUGGGAUUGACACCUGUGCAUCAUAAUCAGCGAUUUUAAGAAUAUUUAUAGGAGUAUAAAUUUUGCACACUUAGAUAUAGUCGGUCGCAAUAAAUACUUCUUUUCCAUUGGAAAAGCAGAAUACCACAACCAUCAAUUACCCUAAACAUGAUCUACAAUUUAGCUUCCAAAUGCAUGUGUUUGAGUUGGAGCCUGGUAGAAUCUUUCCCUAAUUACUGGGUACUAGUUACGUAGAGUGACCUAUCAAUAAGGCUGAGCCCAGUAACGAGCUGCAUUAAACCAUAUGGCUGAGACAGCAGAUUGGGUGAGAUGACAGAUUAUGUCUCUGCUAUCUCCCUGCAUGUCCAAUCACCAACCAAUUACAACUCAAUGGCCAUUCAACAGACCUGCUUCUCCUUUCUCUUCACUCACCCACCCACUCCUGCUGCUCUCCCUCCCUCUGUUGCUCACCCACUUACUGCAAGAGCACUGUUGCAACCAGCAAUGGAGGUGGCAAAUUAGUGUAAAAUGCCCUUCACUUUUAAACUGUAUUUUGCCAUUGUUGUGGCAAAGUGGUGGCAGCUCACUGAGUGAUUUUGCCCACAAUUCAUUGUUCUGAGGACCAUGCCAGCAGUACUGAUAGCAUUGCUUGUUCCCAGAUUUACCCCUUCCUCAGCCCUCUGUGCUACCUACCCUUCAUUGCUGUUCUUGAAUGUUCCUGAACUCUUGAAUAUAUUUUUGGAAAAUGUAAAAAGGCUGCAAGAGAUGUUGGAGUUGGGCAUGUAUGUCACAGUAGAGUACAGGAGUAAAUAGUCUAGUAAGACUGCUGGUUGAAAGAAGAAAGAUGUUUAAGAUUUAUUAUUCCUAGUAAUAAUCAAAGCCAUUCUGAGGACAAGGUUACAUGUUGCGAUCAUGGAGUCCUUAACAGAAGGAAAGUCUCUAACACUAAUUGAAGGAGGAGGGUGAAAAAAGAAUGAAAACCUUCACCCCACCCCCCACCCCUGUUUCAGAUGCAGCUUUACUUCCAACAGGAGAGAGGUGGAUUGGUUAAAAAUCAUGUACCUUCUUUUGCUAGCUGAGGUGUUUGUUGGAUUAAUAACCAUUUUGCUAUUAGAAAGGCACAGUUGGAUUCCACCUCAUGGUUUUGUGAAUCGUGGUAUUUGAAAUGCUUCAAAAUGUAAUGUUAUUAAUGAGGGUAAAGAUCGCUUCAGAGCUAAAUACAACAUGAUUUUAGAGCAAUAUUGUUUUACUAGGCCUUAAAACACCAGUUCCCGAUUCUUUGGAACAAUUGACAAAAACUCUCAUCGACUGACUGGCAGGAUGUUUGUUACCUUAGCAAAAACUCCACCCAAUAUCAGGAAGAUAUUAUGAGCUGAAUGUUUUAAGUUGACCUCAAACUCUUUAUCAGAUCACAAGGAGUGGCUAAGAGGUGGUGUGGAAGAAAGGCUCACUGUAUGAUUGAGGAUGUUAAUCCUUUGAGUUAAAUCAGCCCUUACUAAUUAAUGCUUGCUUCCUGACACGACAGACCUUACUGUUAUGUGAUUUACUGUGGCAGCCAACAUUUAUCAGACUAUCAUUUCCAGCUGUGUGGAACUAAUAAUACCCAAAGGAGCCUGUUCUAUGGGUUUGAUGUGUGGGGUGUUAGGUAUGCAACACAAACUUAUCAUUUUAAUUAACAAGUCUUGAUAUUUCAAAACAUAAUAGAGCAUGACUAAUGAAUGUAUUUUUAGUGAAAAAAGACAAAAAAAAAUUUCAAUAGUGCAGUUUUAUGGUAGGAUAACAAUCUGCUAUGAAAUAUAGAAAACAACUCUAUAGUGUACUGUUAUGGACAGAAUGAAUAAAUGGCAUAAGCAGGUUGAUUACAUGGUAGGAGGCCUAAUAUCUAAUUUGAAAUAAGAUGUUGUAUAUAUUCUGGGCACGGUAGUUUAACAGUUGCUGGGAAAUGUAAUUCAGGGUGAGGUGGCCAAAAUUCUUUGAAAUAAUGUGCUUUGAGUGUGCUUCAAAGGUACACAGCCUUUAUAGAGCUCUUUUCUUAUUUUCUCAUCUGUUCCAUGGUCACUUAUCCUUUAGAACUGCUGAGAUGCAUUUGAUCCCACUAGCAUUAAAAAUGAAAAAGGCCUUCUCUGGGCAUCAUUAUCAUUGGAAUUGAGGUAGCUUCUAGGUGCAGAGCCUUCUCAGUGAUGGUGUACCAGUUGCGAAAUGCUCUCCCCAGAGAGGCUCAUCUAGCCCUGAUUUUGCUGUCCUCCUGGAUUUCCUUUUUAUUUCCCCAAGCUUUUUAGUUACAUAAACUACCAAAGGAAGUUGUAAAGGACCGUAUAAAUGUUCAUCUGCCAGUCCUACAGCUUUGAUAUAGGCAGUAAUACCAGCCUGUCUUUAAAAGGUCGUUUUGAGGAUUAUUGAGUGUGUGAAACUCAUUGAGCAGUGAAAAGGAAUAUAUAAAUGAUAAUUGUUAUAAUAAACCACUGAAUGACUUCUAGAGCACUUAGUAACAGAAAGUAGUUGUAGCGGGCAUACCUUGGUUCACUGAUGUAGGAAUGGCAGUUAAAAAUGCCCUGGCUUCUUUUAAAAAUGCACACCAAAACUUCUUGUACUUUGUUUUCCAAGGAAAACAAGUUGUACCAGCUAUGUAUCAACACAACUACAUCAUUCAGAUCUUUUGUCCUCUUGGUAAAAUAUUUUAUGCAAGUAUAAAUAAUUAUGUAGCACAAGGUGCUUAAACACCUGACCUUUCCUUGUAAUUAAUCUGUUUAACUGUCAUCCAAGAGGUACCUUUUGCAGGAAAUAUAAUUUAGGGUAUGAUAUUGCCAUCUGUGCUUUAUGAACAGGUUGUCAUGGGCAUAGUGAAUCCUACGCCAGAAGCUUAGUUUUCGACCUGUGUGGUUUGAUGCUGAGGAAGAUGUACAACCAUAGCUGUGUAAUCUACAAGUUUUACUCCAGCUGGAAACAAUAAUAAUUUGUCUAUGCCUUGAUACAAGUGUAUGAUAAAUCGGCAUAGCUGGAUUUAGGUAAAAUCUGGAAUACUUUAUAGUAAUUUAAAUCUGUGCCUGCAGGAGGCAUGUGUCAAUAACUGGAAAUAAGAUGUUAGUCUUUUUCAAACACUGCCACUAGCUGUAUCGUGGAUCUUUUUAGAAAGGUAUGUUUUAAAAAGGAAGAUAAAACAUUAAAAUGUGGAUUGGAUUAAAAUUCAUCAGUAUAUUUCAACACUAGUUGUUUUUAAGCAGCAUCUCAAGACGGUUACAGUCUACAGACUUCUGGGUUCCAACACACCCAGCUUUUUCACUCAUCCUCCCCUCCACUUUUUCUUCUUGUUGUUGUUGCUUAACAUCCAUCUUGAAAAGAGAUCUGGAGAACUCAAAAGGCUUGCUCACUGUUUCCGGGUAUAGUACUGUGAUUUCCCUCCACGAUGCAGGAAUGGAGGGGUAGCUGUAUCAUUAGGCAGGGUUAAAUGACAGGGUUAAGUCCCUUGAGCUAGCCUACUAUUCUGUAGAGCAGUGUGGACAUUAUCACAUUGCCGGUUUUGCAGCUGAAACUUAGUUCCAGUCCAGAUGGAAGUGGGAGAAUGCCAUCUCCUCCUGUAGCAAAAUGAUUCAUGCCAACCCUGGUGGAAGGAAGGAGGGAAGGAAGGAUUUUCAUUUCUUGAAUUGAAUGUCAGAUUAUUUUUGUUCAUAUCAGGGGGUUUUUCCUGCAUAUGCAGCUUCUCUUGGGAGUGAAAAAACGCAAAAUGCUUUUGUAUGUUCAACCGCGCCACAUAUUUGUAUAAUGCUGCUGUGUAUUAUUUUGGUCAUAAUAUAUUAAACAAAAGCAUAAUCUGAAAAAGGGUAUGAAAACUAAAAUUGUCAAGAGUUUGGUUAAAAUCCUGUAUCCACUUAUUUGGGUAUAAGCCCAACCAUAACCUAAUUAGAAACUCUUUAUGAGUGCACGUAGGAUUGCAGUUUUAAAUAAAUGUUUAAAAGUUUUAAAGCUUCACAGGGCAGUCCUAGGUAAGUAAGUCUCACUGAGUUUGAGGGGACUUAAUCUCAGGCAACUGUAAGUGUAUAUAGGAUUGCAGCUUAAAUACAGAAAACUUACUACUGUAUUGGGGGAGAGCAGACAAGCAAUUUCUUCAUUUGUACUAAAACUUGGGGACGUCCAGAGAAGUCAAAUUAGUGUUGAUCACAAACUUACAUCGCAUAUACCACUUAAGAGUUAAUAAUUAACGUAUGAAAUGACAAGAUAUGAUGGUAAUUACUAGCUUUGAAGAAAUGAAAGGGGAGAAAGGAUUUCGUAUAUUAAUGGAGGACAAUUCUAUUAAAAGCUGUGAGUCAUGAUUAUUGAAUAGAAACUCAGAGUGUUUCUUUAUCCAUCUCUUUUAUUGGUGAGUGUUGGGUAGGAGAACUACAAAUCCUCUCACCUGCUGCCCUCUAUUCAAUGGUUUCCCAGGAAAUGUCUCUUGACUGCUCCUCUAGCUUUGCAGAUUUAUGCACACUCAGGCACACACACAUUCAGUCCUCUUGAGCAUUUGAUUACUGAGGGUUUUUUUUAUAUAAAAAGGGCUACUAGUUUCUGAAUUUAAGGCCUGUACAGUUGUACAGUUCAGCCUUUAAUUAGGCCUGUAGCCAGGUUUGCAUUCUUUUGGGGCCAAAAAGUGAUAAAGGAGUGGCUUAUUCUGUGCCUGUAGGACUAGACUACAGGAACUUGAGCAAUAAUUCAGGUAACUAUUUAAUCUUAAUACCAGUUAUCUGUUAACUGCUUUUGAAAAUAACCUAGAUCAUAGCUUUUAUAUUUUUAAUGUGCACUUGUGAAAGGCUUGGUAUGAACUUCACAGAUUAGCAGUUGAUCAUUCUCACUGGAAACUGACAAGGUCACACUGAAGUUAUAUUUAUACCUGUGAAAACAACAAAUGAUGUUAACAUAGCAUAACAUUGCAUAAAUGUAUAGAUUUUCAUGGGUAGCAUUUGAUUGCUGCUGGAGCUGCAAGUUGCUUUGGAUGAUAUUUAUGCAGCAGCAAGAGUUUAUGCAUAACACUUCACAUAUUAUAGGUAGGCAAGAUAGAAAAAUACAUUCCCAUGAGAAGGUAAACUGUUUUAUAUGAUAAUUAAACAGCAGUUGUGCAAAAAACUAUUGUAUGAGAAAAAGGAGCUGCCACAGUAGCAUUUGAAGUUUUCUAUAGCAUUUUAUAUUUAUAGUAUGUUUUCAGUCUUGUGCUGUCAGAUUUUUCUCCAACCUAAGAAAAUCACAUUAUUGCUUUGUAGCAAGGCAAAACAAACUUAUCUAUUUCCAGCUCUAAAAUGAGCUAAUAGAUUGGAAAUACUAAGUAAUGAAUUUGUUCAACAAUGACAUAAAAAGUCACACCAGCCACACCUCUUCUUCCUGGUUUCUGAACAAAGAAUUUUACUCUGAGAUCAAAAUGAUAGAUUUGUGUGUGUGUGUGUGCUAGUAUAAAAGUGUGGAAGCCUUAGAUCAGGCAUAGGCAAACUCGGCCCUCCAGAUGUUUUGAGACUACAAUUCCCAUCAUCCCUGACCACUGGUCCUGUUAGCUAGGGAUGAUGGAAGUUGUAGUCCCAAAACAUCUGGAGGGCCGAGUUUGCCUAUGCCUGCCUUAGAUAUUGUCACAGAGUCAGCUGGUCAGUAAAUCACAGUUCAGAGCUGGAGUUGUUAGAAAAACACAAUCUUUACAGACUUAGCUGGGUUUCAUGCUCAGUGAGCACAGCAGCUCAUGCCCUGUAGGUCCUACUCUAUGAAAUCAGUUGCUGAAACUAAAAGUGUCUGCCUCCCCACAGCCAUCUAUGUGUUCUCCUCUCCAGGGCUUCUUCCGAACAAGUGGAGACAGCGCUGCAUGCAGCCUAUCUUUGCUUUGCCCAUUUCAUCCCUCUACUUGUUUGGGGAGUCAGGGGGGAGGGGAGCUUGUGUCAGCAGGGAGGGAAGACACCCAGGAAACUCUACCUCUUGACCUCCCUUCUCCCACAUGUCUGCUUCAGCUUCUGCCUCUGAUGCUUGACUUCUCUGCCACAUACUCUCCCACCUCAUUGAGCCUUAAUGCCCCUUCAGCUUCUGACAGCUUCUUUCCCCAGACUUCUCCCUGUAACCAUUCACCGUUGUCUCACUACCACUCCCUGGACUCUGAGCAUUCUUCCCUUGAUGGUUCCCCAGCUGGUUUCUCCCACUACUCGUCUGUGUCCAACCAGUCCAUGACAGAUUUGCCCUUAGCAUAUGGCAACCUACACAUCUUUCAUUUACCACUGUGUAAGGCUCUGUGGGUUAAACCACAGAGCCUAGGACUUGCCGAUCAGAAGGUUGGCGGUUCGAAUCCCUGCGGCGGGGUGAGCUCCCGUUGCUCGGUCCCUGCUGCUGCCAACCUAGCAGUUCGAAAGCACGUCAAAGUACAAGUAGCUAAAUAGGUACCGCUCUGGUGGGAAGGUAAACGGCGUUUCCGUGCACUGCUCUGGUUCGUCAGAAGCGGCUUAGUCAUGCUGGCCACAUGACCUGGAAAGCUGUAUGCUGGCUCCCUCGGCCAAUAAAGCGAGAUGAGCACCACAACCCUAGAGUCAGUCACGACUGGACCUAAUGGUCAGGGGUCCCUUUACCUUUACUAAGGCCGUAGGAUUACAUAAUCUGUAGAGCACAUGCCAGCCUAUAUUAGAUUCUUGUAGCCAUUUCUUUUGUUAAGAGCUAACCUUGUGGCUUUUUUUACAUCAAGACAAGACAAGACUGAUCAAAUUUCAUAAUUUUUGAAUAGCUCAAGAAUAUAUCAUGUGUCGUUAAUGCAAUAUCAUUCACUAGAAAAGCUAGCUGUGAAACAUAAUCCAUCAUACAAAUGCUUUUGGGUAAUGCACAACUCAAAUCUUAUUUGGAACAUGAUAUUAUAUAAAGUAGACAUUGUGUUACUCAUUUGGCAUUCAUUGGCAAGCAUGUGAUCAAGGUCUCCCCCCCCCACCUUUUUUUUUUACAUUCCAAAACCUUUCCCUCCAAGCCCUUUGCUUUUGGCUAAAGUGUCUCAGACAAAAUGGGAGUGAAAAUGAUGCAUGUAGUAGUUCCUGAAGAUAAUUGGUACACUUUCUUCAUGGGGGGAAAUGAAUACGGAUAUCCUAUUUUCUGUAUCCUGUGAUACCUACCCAUUUUCUUCAGAUCCUUUAUUUCUCCAGUCAUUUGUUUAUUCCAGGUUGUUUUUCUGUCACUGUCUUUGCUACAUAGGUGUCAUUUUUAGGAAUCCACACCAACACACAUUAGGAGAGCAAUGGUUUCACAAUGUAGAAUAAUCUAUAAAACAAAACUGGUGUUUCAUCUGUCACAUGAGGCACAGGUCUUUCUUUCUUUCUUUCUUUCUUUCUUUCUUUCUUUCUUUCUUUCUUUCUUUUUAUAAAAAGGCCUUAAUGUUCAGAUGCCCUGUAUGUGGGCUUAAAGUAUAUAUUAAAAAGUAGCAGACAAACAUGGAUUUUUCAGUGGGAUAGUUCACAUUUGCUGCAACCCCCAAGCUAAUUCUUCAGGACCCUGGUGGGGGCUUCCACUAGACAUGGAUCAAAUUGCUUUUUGAAUACUGGUGUCUACAAGCAGGCUUUUCAUCUGCAGCCACUAUGAUUGUGCAAUUCCAGCAACCUGAAAAAGACACUAAGAAAUUGGCUAGCGAAUCCCUAAACUGGUCCAAUUCUAUACUAAAAUAUACUCCUUAGCUCACUGCCUGGGCCUAGGGAGAAGAUGCAGAAAUAAUCACACAUUAGGCAGUUCUAAUCUCUCCUGAAAACGUGAAUCUGGAAAAAGUAAAUAAUUUCUGGAGAAACAUAUCACAAGGCAAAGUAGUACAACUCAUUAUCAUCACUGUAACAAAUUUACCCUGGAGAUAAAUGCAUUUCAUAUGAUGAAAUCUUACUAUAGUGAUAUUUAUAAUGCAAGCUGCUGGGAUUUUAAAUGGUUUUUGAUCUCCCACCCCCAAAUCUGACACUGAUUUCCUGAAGAGCAUCUUGUGUGAAGAGACUUGCACAAAACCACCAGUGACAGGACAGAGUCUUGACCCAGACUAACUGCCCAAAUUCUCAAAAUUUGCUUAACUCGUGUAUAUAUGUGCAAGUCAUUUUUCUUUUUUUUUAAAAAAUGAUAUUUAUUAAAAGUUUAAGAAUUACAGGGGGGAAAAAUAACAAUAAAAAAGAAAAAGAACAAUGACAAAACAUAUAAAACAUAUAAAAGCCAUACAACAAUACAGCAAAAAACAAAAACAAAAAAGAAACUAAAACAUACAUCCAGUAUUCCAUAUCUUUACCUUUCCUUUACUUGUUUCAUCGACCUCCUCAUACCUCCCUUUUUUUGUAUUCUAGUUCAAUUCACUAUUUCAGCAAGUUCUUCCCAUCUUUCUCAAUUUUUAUUCUAUAAUUUGUCUUAACAGUCUAACCUUAAAUUUUUUCAAUUUAACCCAUUAUCAAUCAACUUUUACUUAAUUCUUUGUUGCAUUUCUACUAAAACCAUGUAACUUCAUUCCCGCAUCCUUCUAACACUCAUUAAUUUUACAAUGUUUCUCUAAGUAUACUUUAAAUUUUUUCCAAUCUUCUUCCACUGACUCUUCUCCCUGGUCUCGAAUUCUGCCAGUCAUUUCCGCCAGUUCCAUGUAGUCCAUCAGCUUCAUCUGCCAUUCUUCCCUGGUGGGUAGAUCUUGUGUCUUCCAAUACUUUGCAAUGAGUAUUCUUGCUGCUGUUGUAGCGUACAUAAAGAAAGUUCUAUCUUUCUUUGGCACCAAUUGGCCGACCAUGCCCAGGAGAAAGGCCUCUGGUUUCUUAAGGAAGGUAUAUUUAUAUACCUUUUUCAUUUCAUUAUAGAUCAUCUCCCAGAAUGCCUUAAUCUUUGGGCAUGUCCACCAAAGGUGAAAGAAUGUACCUUCAGUUACAUUACAUUUCCAACAUUUAUUAUCGGGCAAAUGAUAGAUUUUUGCAAGCUUGACUGGUGUUAUGUACCACCUAUAAAUCAUUUUCAUUAAAUUCUCUUUUAAGGCAUUGCAUGCUGUAAACUUCAUACCAGUGGUCCAUAACUGUUCCCAGUCAGCCAUCAUAAUAUCAUGUCCAACAUCUUGUGCCCAUUUAAAUCAUGCAAGUCAUUUUUCUUGUAUUGACUAUUAGCAUAAUCCUAACUGAUACCAGUAAUCUAUUUUAGGAAAUUUUAGUAUUUACAAAUAAACUAGACAGCAGGAUUUUUUCCCCUGACCGAAAUACUUGAAUUAUUCAUAGAUCAUGCCUGCCAAUCAUAUACUGGUCUCUUGAGAAAUCAAUACUGUGCCCUAUGUUAGGUUAUGAUCUUUGUUCUGUCAACAUCUUGCUGCUAGAUUAGGAAUUCAUACAUGUGCAAAAAAUACCGUAAUAAUAAUAAAGUAUAGAAAAAACUGUGAUGUUUUCUUCACCACUUCAUGCAGUUCGAAGGACAUAGCAACCUUAAAUCAACCAUCCUCAUAAGAAUAAAAAGAAAUAGCCCUCCCUAUAGGAGCACUAUACAUUUCCUAUUCUCUUCCAUACUUUAUAUUGUAAAUACCACCACUACUACUACUACUACUACUACUACUAAUUUUAUUAUUUAUACCCUGCCCAUCUGGCUGGGUUUCCGUAGUCACUCUGGGCAGCUUACAGCCAGGUACAUGAUGCUUUUUCCUUCUAUUAAAAAAAUACUGAGAUACAUUGUUUUCAUUUAUUUAUUUUGAUUUAUAUACUACCCUUUAUCAAAAGAUCCCAGGUUGGUGUACAACAUUAAGAACAUAUUUUACAGAUCACAAUAGUAAAAACAUAAUAAAAACCCUAAGAAAAGACAGCAUAAGGAUAAAAUAAUCACAAUAGCCGUCCUCCCCCCAUGGCCUUAACAGGCCACAGAUUAUUUAAAGUGCAGAGGUCUGGGUAAAGAGGAAUGGUUUUGCCUGGCACAUAAAGACAUGUAAUAGGCUCGCCUAGCGUCGUCAUCUAGGAAGAGCAUUCCACAGGGAGAACCACCACAGAAAAAGCAUGCUUUUGUGUUGCUGCCCUCCAAACCUCUCAAGCGAUAUAAAUAAAUAUGACAGGACAGGUAUAAUUUUGUUCAUUUUGUACUGAAUGGUCAGAAUUGGCUUUUGUUUUCAAAAUCAGAAGUAAAGCAGGUUAAUCAGCUUGCUAGUUUAUCAUAAUUCAAGGCACUUUAUUAUGAAGGUAUUGUUAAGGUAUUGUUUACAAAGAUUUAUACUGGUGUUAAAAGUUCAGCUCAGACUUAAUUUUUCUUUAAUUUGUUUUUAAAGAUUCCGUCAUAAAUUAGGAUUCUCAAACUGAUAGGAAAGGGCUAGUUAUAGGUUCCCUAUCACAGCCUAAUUGUCUGUAAUACUGGAGUCUAAUUCAUCUAAUUGUCAGGAAGAGAAAUGAUUAGCACUUUCCCCCCAUUUUGUAAUUAGUACUUGGUGCUUCUGAAUCCCAUAUCAGAUUAAAUUCCUGCUCAUAUAAUGAGUUUAACAUGGUUUCAUGGGCUGAUAGAUAAUUAUUCAGUGACAGCAAUCGCUGGAUAGUUAAGACCAGGCAUGGACUUUCUGUUGGUUCCUGAGGAUUCCAAGCUUUUUAGGUCACAUCCUAAAGAGAAAUGGUAGCAGUCACAAAAAAGAUGGUUGACUUCUCUAUGCUUCCUUGUAGUGUGUAACAGCAUUAUAACGUGAUCAUUUCCCCCUCAAAGCCUUUGUAAUGGAAAAUAUCCAUUUCUUUCCCCCUCAAAAGUGCAUAUUUGCAGGAACCAAUCUAUGGUUUUGAUAAGUGUUUGGGUGUGUGUCAAUACAGCAAUCUUUUUGUUACUUGUAGGUUGAACAUACUGAUAUGCAGCUAGUAUUAAGGUGCUGGAUUGGAUAAGAUACAUUGAGGGGGAUUUCUAGACAGGAAAAUACAAUAGGAAUAGCGGGCAAUGCAAAUGAAAUAAAAAUGGUUACAAGAAACAGUGGAAUGACAAGAACAACAAGGAUAUCACAGCAGGUAGACUAUUCAUUUGCUGAAUGCAAUUUUAUUUAAUUCAGUAGCAUUCAUUAUCUGGCAUGCAUUACCAGGCAAUGAAUGAAUGAAUGAAUGAAUGAAUGAAUAAAUAAACAAACGUGCAAAUGUAAUCUGUGCAUUUUUUCCCCUCUUGGGAUUUCCUUCAGCUGACCCGCUUGUUAGUUUAUAUCCUAUGCUCUAGAUAUCCUGUUUAAUGGAAAGGGAUUUAAGAACAUCCUUUUAGCAAGACAAGGCACACACCUUGUCACAACAGUCUUUCUCUAAGGCAUGUCUAAUACAUGAGAUUGGUGUUAUAUAGUCUUCUUCCCUAAGUGUGUCGUAUUGUGGUUAAACCCAGAACUAGCACUAGGUAGCUGUUACAGCUCUGACAAAUAUGCCCUGCUCUAGAUUAAUUUGCUAUACUAGAGGAGAAAGUAGGGUAGUGGAUGGUGUACCUGCAGCUGGUGUGGUGAAGUGCUGACCCCCAGCCCUGAUCUAGCCUCCCGAGUCUUUUCAAUAAACCACUUGGCACCGUGGUUACAAAUUUGCUGGUUACAUAAAUUGCAGUAGAUGGCUCAGGAAAAGCUGGUGAUCAAGGUCCCUGCCACUGCCCCACUGCUUGUUUUCUCUUUUUUCACUUAUAAUAUUUAAUUGGUUUUGUUAAAGUACAAACUUAACAAAAGGAAACAGAAAACAAAGAAUCAAAUGUGUUAAUCACAAAGCGUCACAGCCUGGAAGGACGAAAGAUAGUGUAGCUCCAAAGCAACAAUGAAGACAUGUAAAAACAAAAGUACUUCCCCACUUUGAGUUUUACCAUUACUGAGCUUUAAGUUCUAUAACGUCUCAGAUGAUCCAGACGUUUGCAUAUACUGGUGAAACUGAGCAACCAUAUAUCUCAAUAUUCUUAAAAGAAAUAAAAUCAUGAUGAGUUUUUUUUUUUUUGCUGUACAUAAGAAUAUAAGACAAGCCUGCAGUAUCAGGCCAGUUGCCCAUCUAGUCCAGGAUCCUGUUUUCACAGUGGCCAACCAGUUGCUUGUGGGAAUCCUGUAAGCUGGACAUGUACUCUGCCCACUUGCAGUUUGCAGCAACUGGUAUUCAUUCGGUGGCAUACUGCCUCUGACAGUGGAGGCAGAACACGGUCAUCACGGCUAGUAGGCAUUAAUAGCCUUAUUAUCCAUGAAUUUGUCUUAGUUCUCUUUUGAAGCCAUGCAAGUUGAUGGCAAUCGCUGUCUCUUGGGCAAGCAAGUUCCAUAGUUGUAAAUAUGCAAUUUUCAUAGUUUUAAAUACACAGCAUGGUGAAGUAUUUUCUUUUCUCUGUUCCAAAUCUUCCAACAUUCAGCUUCAUCGAAUAUCCUUGAGUUCUAGUGUUGUGUGAGAGGCAGACAUUUACAAGUUCUGGUGUCUGUGGUGUGCUCUCUGUCCAUUUUGAAAUGGCAGGCAAUGGUGGUGGUGAUAUUAAGCCCUGAUAUCGCUGCUCCUACAAAGCCAGCCAAAAUUUAUUCCUCCUCCUCUCUGACCUGCAGCUCCCAAGGCACCCGUAUGCUGCUUGAAGAACUAUUAUUUUCCAGUCCAGUGCCACAGUGGAGAGCAAAGUUGCAAUAAUCCCUUUUAGACCCAAGGACAUGGUUUCCUUUCUCAUUGUGUCCCGGGGCUGGAAAUUUUGCACAGCGCCUGCAGCAGUUUCAGCAGCUGCUACAAGAUACUACUCAGUCCAGUGCCAUGAUGAGGAGGAAGAUUGUCUCCUCUGCUGUUCAUAGAUAGGUCUCUGAAGAGCAGGGAGCAGUUUUAUUAUAGCUGAGGACUAUAAUAGGGAGGAAAACUCCUCCUCUACAGGUGGAGCAAGGUGGUGAUUUCAAGUUGGCCAACACUCACCUUACAUGUCCACCCAGUGAGAAUGGGUGGUGGUGACCAAGACAGGAGCAGCUUUCUGUACUCUACAAGCAUGCAGGCAGGCAAGAUCUACAGCAGCUCUGGCACACAAGGCAGAGGCUACAAACAGACUUCCCUUGAAAUUCAGAGCAGGAACAAGAAUCCCAACAGAGUCCUCAUGAACAGAAACAGUGCUUAUGUAUUUCAUAUGUCACAAGCAUCUAACAAGGGUUAGAUCUGUGCAUGCAUGUGUGGAAUGGCCACACACCCCUUGGCAUGAGAUUUCCAGAGGAUUACAAUAUGGCAUUGCGCUCCUUGAGCCAGUUUGCAUCAUACCUUAAUGCUGCUUUCCUUUCUGAUGGGCAGCAUUGGGCUGUUGGCCAUGCCGGUGGAAGUUGUAGUCCCAAACUGGAGCGUACCAGGUUGGGGAAGCCAGUAGAAGAGUAGAAAUGUUGGCUGAGGAACUAGAGGAUGUUUGUGUAGCAAUAGUCCACUUGCUUAUUUCCAUAGCAAUUUUUCCAUAGUAAUUAUGGCAUGUAGGGUAGAGCUGGAUAGCGUUAGGCGGAGCAAUGGAUGCAAUAUUUAUGCUGCUCAUCAUUUUGAAGCAUGACCAGAAGCCAUGCUGCUGCAAAUCUGGACAAUGGAUAAAUGUGAUGCUUCGGCACAUACUUAAUCCACCUGGAAUAUAGUGUUGACUGAACCACAUUGGCUGAAGAUCUCUGGAGCCAGACUGUGCUGCAUAUAGCACACUUGCCUUGGGGAAAUUUGACAAUUUUCACUUAAGAAUGCUACAGCAGAAACCAGAAGGAAGUCAGAAGAAACUGUAAUUGUAAAAGACAAGAAGGAGCUAGAUAUGAACAUAAUCUAACUAACGUUUUCCUCCUGGAAGCUAUUCUUGCAUUUCUUUACAGCUGCUAAUAUCUGUUAGUAUAUGCUAUCUUUUAUUGUGUAGUCUACUGCAGGAAAGAUGAAUUUACAAAUGUGGCACUUAUAAACCUUUAAUAUAGUUAAGCAAUCUCCCCAGACAACAAUGACUUUGUCAGUUUAUUCUUGAUGGAUUAUUUUAAUAGAGCAAAUAUUGCUUGAAUAAAAUUGUAUUCCCUAAUUCCAUACACAUGACUCCAUUUUAUUCAUACUUCCUUGUCGAACAUCAAACUGCUACUAGAUUUUUUUUGGUGCUUAUAUCCCUUCUGUUUAUCUAUACCAGUGUCAGUCUCUUCCCCCUCCUUUUUUCUUCCCUACUCUUCUGUGAGUACAGGAAUAUCAGGCAGAUUGUUCUAGUAUAGAGGUAGGGAAUCUCUGGCCGGUGGCGGCAGGGGGCUGCAGCCCUCCACACCUCUGUAUUUGGUCCUCAGCUCUCUCCCGAAGUGUUCUUGCAUGGCUGGAAUGUGUCCUUGGAUCCUGACAAUACCUCUUGCUUGUACUGAUGGAAGACAGACGGGUGUGUAGAAAUGACUGUACAAAGGUGAAGCCCUCUUAGCCUCUGGUCCCACCCAGCACUGGCAUAUGGCUCCUGAAAGAUUACUCUUAAGGGAAUGUGGCUCUUGGGCUGAAAAAGGUUCCCCAACCAUGUACACGGAUAGGGAACCUGUGGCCUUUUAGAUACUGUUGGGGUCCAGCUCCCAUCAGCCCCAGCCAACAUGAACAAUGAUCAGACAUGAUGGGGAGUUGUAGCAGGAUAUAAUCUGGAGGGCUGCAGGUUCUUCUUCCAUGCUUUAGGAUAUAGCUAGAUAUUUGGACAAAACUUUAUUUUAUGGUGCUUCCCUCAUAUCAAGGUUCAGAAAUAUCACAAUAUGUUGAAUUUAUUUCUGUUAAUAUAAAUUCAUCUGGGAAACGAUAAGCUACUGAAUGUGUAGAGGAUGCUUCACGCAAUACAUUGUUUAGACAUAGAAUAAACCUCUGCAUAAGCAUGAAUGUGAAGCAUGCACCUGAACCGUAGAUUUGAGCAAUGGCUCAAGCGUUUAAUUUUUAAUGCCAUUUUUUGGACAAAAAUGGUCUCUUGAAGUGAUUCACAUCUAUUGGUACAAUGUAGUGCUAUGAUAGGUACGGUACAUACGGGAAAUGAAAAUGAGGAAAAGACUGUAGUGUUAGGCUUGCAGAAUGAAAGACUGACAAGGGAAAGGAAGUAAAGAUACGAGGGAGAUCAGCUUGACAAGGCAGAAAAAGUAUCGUGAAUGCAUUUUUAUAUUCAGUUGGGGCCUGGCAGAUGCUUGCUGGAGAUUUUGCUUGGGUAGAAACAAUGAAACUAAACAGUGGUCCUUUAGGCUGUUGGGAGAGUGUCUCAUUUCUGUAGUCCAGGGCAUCUGACAGUGGCAGAAAGCAAGUUUCUCCUUUGGUCAAUGACUGGGGCUCUGCUGGUUUUUCUGUUGCAACAGUACUGUCCCUGGGAAGGAGAAUGCACCACCCUGGUAGAUCUUGCUACUUUGAUGCAUAGCAGUAGCCAGAAUGCCUUUCUCAAUUUUUUUACUUUGCCUUCUAUAGAAGCUAAUCUACACUGAAGAUUAAACUAGAUUGGAUGAAUUUUGGUUAAUUUUAUUUUUAUGCUGUAAGUGAUAUUUUAUGGUGCAACACCUAGCAAACACUAGUGAUCGUCUGUGAUUUCAGUGAUGGUUUAAUCGAUCAUGUCUUGUAUGUGAUAAUAUUAUAUUGGAGUAAUGACUUAGAAGGCUGAGAGUCCUUGAAGUAAAUUGAGAGCUACUUCAUUAUAGAAUAGAAGAGCCGAUGGGGGGGGGACCCAGAGCAGAUGGGGGGGACCCAGUUUUUUCCUGUUGUAUGUCAGAGUGAUAUUUGUAUCAAGUUAUUGCAACCAUAAACAAGGACCCUGGGUCACUGCAACUUUGUGUUGCUGCAUAUUCUAUCAUUUAGAACAUAGCAUUUCUUAGUUACUCAUUAGUAUAGUGGUAAGUAUCCCCUUCUGUCAUGUGGGAGACUGAGUGGUACAGCAAUAAAAUGGCUAGCACAUUUGCACAGCUAAGCAGGGUCUGGUAUGUCUUCAAAUUGGAUGGGGAACCAUGUGUUGAGAUUCCUGCAUCCAAGGGGGUUGGACUAGAUGGCCCUUGGGGUGCCUUCCAACUCUACGAUUCUGAUCCAUAGUGUCUGAUAAGGUCUAGCAAAGAGAGAAUGGUCAGGUGUAUUGACUACCACUUUGUUUCUGAGUUCAAUUCAAAGUGCUUGUGGUUUAAAAGGUCCAAAUGCAUAGUCCUACUGCAUUUGAACACGCCAGCAUUGGAGCUAUUGAACCUAUGAAAAACGAAAUAUAGUUCUGAAAUAUCAACACCUGUUCUGUACUUUUACCUUGAAAUAAACAACUAAGAUGUGUGCCAGCUGCCAGUGCUUAAUUUGGAAUGUAUUGCAGAAAAGAAGAGAGUUGAGAGCAAUAUUGGGGUUCAUAGUUUUUAUGACAUCAUUAUCUCUGUUUCUUAUUUUUCAGGCAUGAGUGCCAGUGCUUGUGUAGCUAAAAGGCACACUUGUGCACAAGAGGGAGGCUCCAAGGUUUAUAGAAAAGGGGAAAGGAUCCACAAAACAUGUAAAAACCCAGAUUUGUACUGUGUGCAUGUGUGUUCAAUUUCAAUUUAUAUCCACUUGUAUUCACCACCUUUACUCUCUACAUGUUACUGAAUUAUGUUUUUGAUUAAUUAGAAGUAAAUAUUAAAAGAUCAAAGAUUAAAUUUUAAUUUGUCCUUUAAAAAAACAAAAGGGAACUGGAGCUUGUUUUCAUGAACAUAUACUGUGCAGAAUGCCAUGUGUUUGUGUGUGGAGCUUAAACAGUUAUUCAGCCACCAUGAUUGAUGUGCCAUGUGGGCAGAUACCCAUUCUCUCCAUAAAUUUUCCUUGACUUGCCUCACUCUCCCCUCAUCUUUUCUUCACAGAGGUGAUGUGCAUACCUAGAUGGGCCCUUUGAUUCAUAUUAUUAUUAUUAUUAGUAGUAGUAGUAGUAGUAUUAGUAUAUAUAAAUGAAAAUGCAGUAUUUAAAAGAAAAGCUAGUAUAGAAAAAUAGGAGUAAAAACAUUACAUUCACAUUUGGCUUUGGAUUUUGUGAAUGGGCUUUGAUAUGCCAAUCAAUAAACAUUGUUCAACCCUGUCUAAAUUUUCCUUUCUUUGCCCAAGUUUGCCUAUGUCUCGUUUGGAUCUAAGCAUGUUGGUUUCCCAGUAAAUGUCUGGUUGCUUUCCAUUUGAUUUGGGGGAUCUAGAUAGUAUUCCCAGGUAGAUUUUUUUGGUAGGGAAGUUAGCUGCUUUUUCCUAAAGCUGAAAUGGUGAUUCCUUGCCACUGGAAAAAAUGCCAAACAUUUUUCUGUCUUGUGUGUCAGCUGCAAAUUGAACUGAGUGGAAACUGUUUUAUGAGAGAUACAUACACUUAUUAGUGUCUGUCAUAUCACUAGUCAUAGCCUCCCUGUCAAAAUACCUUCAUCCUUCCUUCCUUUCUACUUCCUUUUUGUUUGUUGGAUUCUGAAUGCUUCUGUGAUAUUUUCAGAUGAAGAAAUGCUUAUGCAACCCUUUAUCAAACAAAUUACCCACCCCAUGAGUUUUUCCUUUUUCUUGACUUCUGUUUUUGAGCCAUUUCAUGAGCCCCUUUUCUCCCCAGUUCACCUCGUUUAUGUUAUUUUAUUUUGAAUUUGGUUCUCUCUAUUCACAAUAUUGCAAACACAUUUCCUAUGAUUUAUUAAAGGAAAAACAUUGGAAAUAGUUCAUUUACAAGAUUUAUUUCUUCCCUAUACAGUCCCAGGUCUGCACUCACAAAAAUAAGACUAUAUGAUUAAGAGCAAUACAAUUCUAUAACACACAAAUCUGUACCCAAUUAAGCAUUUAGAGUUUGAGAUUCUGUUACUGCUGUUGAAUUCUCCCCUCUCCCCUUGUCAAAAAAAACCCCACGCUCACAUUCCUCUAUUUUAGCAGUAAAAAAUAAAUAAGGUUUUAAUUGGCUACUGGAGCUAUGGAAACUUGUGAACUAACACUGAGCACAUUUGACCUGCUUUAAGUUUCACAGUAUUCUCCUUUUUGUUGCAAACACUUGACCUUUGCAGGCUACAAAAUGUAGCAAGCUCACAAUGCCUUGUAGCCAAGCAGAAUCCUUUAAGAUAAAGAAAAGAAAGAGUGACUACAGUUAAUAGUGUAUUAAUAGUCAAGAUCUAUAUACCUGGAAGCCAGUUUGACAUAUAAUUGAACACGAAGUCUCUCUUUUGACAAAGCUUUGCAACAUCACCUUUCACCUCUCAUUGCCUCCCAUGUUGCUGUCUUCAGGCAGCAGCCAGUAGAAAUCAUCUGGAGUCUGCGGUGCUUACGUCACAGAGGGACUUUGGACCAUUGUCUCAUUGUCUCAUCAGGCUGAGCAGGUUCAAAGCCUUUCAUUCCUCAGAAAUGGAAGCAGCAAAUCUGGCACACUGGGAAUACCAAAGAAGGUGUACAGUAUUUGAUUAAUAAAGUACUCCAAUAGAAUGUCUUUUCCAGAGCUGCCAGCAUAAUGGUUUUUAAAGCAAAAUACUUCCAUCUAGCCUUAGAUUCAAAGCAAGUGAAAAGUAUAGGAUGCUCUGAAUUUUCACUACAGUAUAAAGCAUUCUAAAUAACCAAAUAUCCCCAUGCAUUGUUGCAAAUCAACAUCACAACAGGUUUGGGUGCAGGAUUGUGGUGGAAUAUUAACUAGUCAAGUGUGCAGCUGCUGACAUUUAAAUACAAGCAAUGUUGCUUGAGCAGCCCUGAGUUCAGUUGUAUUAUGUCUCCAUCAGAUAUGAUGAACAAAUAAAGCAGAAAAGAUCACAGGGAAUUUAGAAAGUGAUGCCAGCUCCGAAGAUGAAUGAAACAUGCUAAAACUCGACCUUCUUAUUAGCUCUUAAUCAUUAGAUAAGAUUUGUUCAUUCAUCACAGCAAUGCACACACUAUCCUAUGUAUUUACUCUCCUGUCCAAGGCAACAACCCAAGCAGGUUUAGAUGAGAAGGAAGGAUUAGCAACAAGCAGAAUUUGGGUAGGAUGGUGGGGGCGGGAGAUGGUUAAAAAAAUGGCUAAUCCCUGAACCGUCUGUUCUGAGAGAUGUCCUGUAUUAAAAUAUUCAGUAAAUUUCUUGGAAUUAUGAAUGGGAGAAACUGCUUUUUCAGUUUUGCUUCUCCUUCCACCCCCCACAACUGUGAACGGGUUUAUUAAAUUAAUGAAUUAAAGCCUGGAUCCUGGAAACUGGGAGAGGAAAGUCUCUCUCCUAAUUGCAUAUGAGUCUCUAAUAGUGCUGCUCAUUACUCAGCUUAUAACCAGGCCCUGUAGGUGAGUGGUUCCCAUGUCUAAGAAAUUGGCCAAUUGAUUGUCCCUGAGGGAGCAGGUAUCACACUUUGGGGAUCCUUCUGGAUCCAACUUUGUCACUGGAGGCCCAUGAUGUCUCAGUGGCUAGGAAUGCCUUUUAUCUGCUUCUGCUGGAACAAUAUCUAUGGCCGUUCUUGGACCGUGAAAGCUUGACCACAGAGUCUUUAGAGUCUUUAAAAAGGUCUUUAGAGGCUUUAGAGUCUUUAAAAAUUGGAUCACUGCAGUGCAGUCUGUACAGUCAGUGCACUUUGUCUGAAAACUACAGUUAGAGCAGAAUGCUGCAGCAUGAUCAGUGGGAAUGAGAUUCUGUCAGCAUAGAACACCCAUGGCCCUGGGCCAAAUUCAAGGUGCUACUAUUAGUAACACCCGUAACAGCUUGGGACCAGUUUACCUUGCUCAUCCACUCAACAGCUUCAACCUGUGUAACUGGCACUUUUGCAAAUGCCGUAUAAUGUUGAGUUUCCUGCAUUGCAGGGGGUUGGACUAGAUUACCAUUGGGGUCCCUUCCAAUUCUAUUAUUCUUUUGUAAGUAAUUGAUCCGUCAGUGUGGCAGCACCUGUUGUCUGGAGCUCCCUGCAGAUUAAUAUUAAGCAGGUGCCUUUACUGUACAUUUUUAAAGGCUUGCAAAAACAAGAAAUUGUUUAGGCAAGUCUACCCCGAUGUGCUAUUUUGACGUUUGUACAUUGAUAAAUUUUAUUUUGUCAACUUGGUUUUUUUAAGGUUGCUUAAAGUUUGAUUUGUAUUUUAAUGACCAUUUUAUAUUGUUUUUAUGCAAACCAAUUGUAAACUUUGCCUAUUAAGAAGUUAAUACUGUAAAUGUUGUCAAAUAAAAAUAAAUCCAGCGGGAGUGAAGAGAUCAUUUCAAAGCCACCUUAAAUUUUCCAAGUCUUCUAUAGUCUUUUUAAAUCUCUUACGCCCUCGGCUGGUUCCAUCAUUUGUGAUAAAUCAUGCAAUUACAAACACAUUUGAUAUGCAUAAUUUCUCAAGUUGUAUUUAGAACUGUAGUAAACAUCCAUUAAGCUGCCAACUGUGCAAUUUUCCUUUAUGCAAAAGUUUGCAAACAAUUUGAAAAGCCAACCAUAUAGUUGGCAUUAACAACUGCUGUUCUUUCAGCAAGGAUGGAAAAGGUGGAGCAAUGCACUGUGGGGGUAGUUAUUACCCUUUUUAAAAAAUAAUACACACAAAAACAAAGGACUAUAAUGUGACCUGUUUGAAGCAAGGGAUGGCGCCUUGUUGGUAGUUUACAGAAAUGUAAGAAUUAGCCUGCCUUCUCUGCCAACAUAAGCAUACCCAAGCUAUAUGUGUUGUGAUUCUGCAAAGUGAGUGUAGAAAUUGAUUAAAAAGUCAGAUUCCUGUGAAACUUGAUAUUAUUAUUUCCUUCUUUAUUUAUUUAUUUCAUCUAAGAAAGAAAAAGGGAAAAGGGGUUAUGCUAAUUUGAAAAUGCUGACCUGGGUUUUAUGUACUUGAAGAAAGACGGAAACACAGUGGUUGUGGGUGUUGGCUCUUGUGCCAUGUGUGGCUCCUGCCUUCUUAAUUUCUUGGUAGAAGCAGAAUAAAUUAUGCAAAGUAUCACAAAUAUGCAUAUGCAGUUUGCAGAACUCAGCAUUUCUAUAUGUUGAAUGUUGGUGUUCAGUAGUAGUACACGUUGUUGUUGUCGUUUAGUCAUGCUUAACUCUUCGUGACCUCAUGGACCAGAGCACGCCAGGCACUCCUGUCUUCCACUGCCUCCCGCACUUUGGUCAAACUCAUGGAGCACACGGAAGUCUGCCUAAAAUGGAGCAGGAAAUAGGAUGAGAGAUAUCAAGGUACAUUCGCUGUUCUAAAAGUAGGAAUAAUUCAACACUUUGAGCGCAUAUUGGGCAUUGUGCGGCUCCUGAAGCUUCCAGUCUUAGGUCUUUGCCCAUAUUAACAGGCAUUCCUGGAAGACACUGAUUUUAUCUAGACCAGGCAUCCCCAACCUGUGGCCCUCCAGAUGUUUUGGCCUACAACUCCCAUGAUCCCUAGCUAACACAACCAGUGGUCAGGGAUGAUGGGAAUUGUAAUCCAAAACAUCUGGAGGGCCGAAGGUUGGGAAUGCCUGAUCUAGACCUUUUUCAGUCUGGGUUUGUGGACUGAACUGUCCUUUGCUCUGGUGGAUGACCUUUAUUGAAAGAGAGAGGGUACGUGUGACCCUGCUUCCUCUUGUUUGAUCUCUCUGUGGCUUUUGACACCAUCAACAUGGUAUCCAGACUAACUCCAUGGGAUGGGCAUCAGGGGUGCUAUACUCCAGCGGAGUUAUUUUGCAAACUAGUGUUGAGGGAUGCUAUUCGGCUCUCUGACAAUUUUGUCAUGGGGUGCCACAAGUAACUAUAUUGCCACCAAAGCUGUUUAGCAUUGAGAGUGGUCAUUAGGGGAUUUGGAGUGAGAUGCUACCAGUAUCUAUUUCUCCACUGCAUGUGAGUCGGGUAUAUUUUUGCAAGCCUUAGACUGGAGAGGUCAGUUAUGCAUUCUGAAUGUGGUCGCACUUGUCUAUAGAAGUAGGUGCAUAGACUGGAAAUGCACCAGGAUUCAUCUUUUUCUCUAGAGGCCCAGGUGAUCUCAGUGCCUAGGGAGGCCUUUCACCAGCUCUGGCUUAUAGCUACAACCAUUCCUGGACAGAGAUAACUUGGCCAUGGUAAUCCAGGCACUAGUGGCCUCAGUGAUUGAUUGCUGUAGCAGUGGCUCCAGUGUUCUUUUCCUGACUGAACAUCUCCUGCCCUGAAGUCAUCAUUAGCCCCUCUGUGGAAAAUGUUGGUACCUGUUUUCUGCACUGUUUCCCAGUAGGGCUAAUCACAGCUUCAGGUGCAGAGGAGAUUUAGACCAGAAAAAUAGUGCAGGGGGAAAAGGUUAAACUCCAUCUCACUAGCAUGCUGUUCUGAUCAAAACUGGAGCCCCUCUCGCCACAGAAUGCAAAAAUAAAUAUUGUCAAGAAUAUUGCAUUUCUGUAUCAUAUCACAGUUCUUUGGGCUUAAGAUGCAUUGUAAACAAUGAAAGUCUUGUAGUGUCAUGCCAACAUAUUGUCAGUCUAUUUAAUUGGGCUUUGCAGCUUGUCAUAUCUGAAGCAGAGUUUAUUUCUAACUAAUUAAAACCCAGGUUAUUUCAUAUGAAUAGAAUGAUACAAAAGAGGAGUAAUUAUAAUAACCAAGGUAUCCUGGCUCAGUCAGUCAUCAUGUUUUAUUUAUUCUAGAAGUGAUUAAAAUAUUUAGAGAACAAAUAUUUAGCAUGAAGCAAAUAACUGUAUGUGAGAGAGAAAUGUUUUAUAUUUGUUGCGUCCUUUCAUUACUCCUUUACCUGCUCAGCAAAUGAUUGUGGCUAAAAUAAACAUAAAAAGCUGAUACUAGAACUUAUUUUUAGUGUAGAUUUCAAUAUAAAUCCAGCAUUCAUCUUUGCUGUUUCUGCAUGUAUUUAGACUAAAUUAACGAUGCACCCACAGUUCAUAUAGCAACUCUACAUCUGCUCACCAAGCACAAAAUGACCUGAAGAUUGUUAACUCCUCAAAGAAAGAGAUAUUGGGCUGAAUAAGACAAAAUGUUUGUUGUAGCUUUUAAUGCAUUGCUAUACCGACUAAAUUGUUCACCAGUAAUUCAAUUAACGUUUCACAUGUUCAGGACUGUUUAGAAAGGAGUAGAGGGGAGAGAGAAGAUGAUGGCCAAGCUAGAGGAUACAUAAAAUAUCUCUGCCUUAACAUACAUGACUUCUAACAGAAAAAGGACUUGAUCCUGCUGCCUGUCUUGUGGGAAGGGGGUAUUUAGCCCCCUUUGCCCCACUCUGGUGCUGAUCUGGAGAAGACCUUUGGAACCUGCAAUUUGCUCAGGAAAGCAUCCCAUUUUCAAAUCAAACUGAAGCUGGUUUGGGAAAAACUCAGGAAAACACAAUAUUUAUCAAGCUGCAGGAUAAAUGUGGAUUAUGGCUAAUGUUGUGUGUGCAUGGCUUCACAAAAUAGAGAUGGGAGUACACUGGAUGCAAAUUUAAAUAGGGUGCAUGUACACAGCCUAAGUUAGACCUGUUAAUUUCAGUAGGUUUACUCUGAGUAAAACGUAGUUGAAUACCACCAGAUAUGUAUACAUACAGAUGUGCACUUCAGACUCAUUUUAGGAACAUGUCUAACUACCAACACAUGCCCAUUAUGACUUUUUGUUUGAUCUUUUUCUUGGAAUGGUAACCUCCCUCUACUCUGUAUUGCCAUAUUGCAAAGUGCUUUAAAAUUUCUACAAAUUUCAAAACAGGAUUUGCAUGUUUAAUGGGAGGCUGGUUGUUUCUUAAAACCAUGUGUAGCCCUGAUUGCAUGAUAGAAUUUAAUUAUGCAGGUUUCUAUAUUGUGAGAUGAGCUGUGGGUACUAUUUCAAUGUUUGGCUUUAACAUUUCAGUUUGAAAAAUUGUAAAAAAUUCUGUUGUGAUAACUUAUUUAAAAAAGAAAAACCAAUAAAAUAUCCCAUCAAAACAUAAGCAUUUAGAAUUACUCAGUUAUAUAAGACUACUACAAGUUCAAUCUAUCAUUUCCUUUAUGCAUUCAUAAAUACUAAUAUCUGAAUCUUAGGGCUUUGGCUAGCCCUAAUUUGAAUAUUCAACUAAAAUUUAGCUGCACAUAAUCCAUGAAGUGUGCUAAUGAAUUAAUGAAUUAUUAAUGCUAAUUGGUUUUCCCAGUGUGGUAAAAGCUUUUGGUGUGUUUUUUAAAUUAAAAAAAACCACCCAAACCCAAUCUGGCAGAUCUUACUCCCACCUCAGUUUAAUUUAACACUGCGUGGUAUGGAUUACAGGCUAAGAAGCUCAUUAAUCCAAUUGAACCAAAUAAAUGAAGGCUGAUUUAUGAUUGCCUGCCUACUUUAAACAUAGUGAUUAGAUGGCUAAAUAGCAUUUUGUGGUCAGGCAUGUAAACUGCAGUAGUCAGGCAUAGUUAGCCGAUGUUACCUGCACCAGAUUACAUGGACAUGUUAAUUGUUGGCAUCUGUUUGUUUUGGGAGACAAUGGAAGAGUGUGCCUUUAUGGGUGAAGUCAAACCUUUGGAGAGUUACAGCACCUGGUGUGGCUGUAGAGACCAAUACAGGAGAGACAGGUUUUGCAGCUGUGGCAGAUGAAGGAGUCUGGUUUUUGCUGCUACAGGUGCGCCAUGGCACUUCUUGUCUCUGCACUCCUCCCAGAGGUAAUUUCUCCUUUAGUCACUGCUAUGGGUAAAUGACCUGACUGACUGUCUCCAUUAUAGGACUGUGAAAUCCAACUAUCCCAGGAAUAGGGUUUUAUCAGUUCCAGCCCCGAGGAAGCAUCUGUAAAUAUGUGCCAGUGGACAUGAUCCUUCACUUUUAGAGAAGUGUAAGGCCUUUUAUUUAAAUUAGUUUUGGGGUUGAAUAGUAAUUAACUGUGCCUGUUUGAUCUGCUGCAGUGCAUAUUUGUUAUGACACAUCAUGGCUUUUUUUACUUUUGUUAAAAUUUGUAUGCCACCUCUGUCAUUAAGAGGAAGUGUGAUGAAAAUCAAUGAAUAAAUAAAAUCUGUUCUAAGGAGAGUGAAACCCUGUGAAACAGCCCAGAACAGAGGGAUUUGAUUAAUCUGGUCCGAAGGGCACAUGCUGCUGAUCACAGGAUAUAAACGACACUAUAUUAAGAGACAGUGUAAUUAAGAUAUUUUGCAUAGAAAUUUGGAAGUAUGCCUGGCUCUAUGCCUUGCAAGAUAUGUAUGUGUUUUAUUGACAAAGCUUUUAUGUGGUGAUGAGACCUGCUGUGCUAGAGAGAUGGACAUGAAACAUUUACUUAUUCACAGCUUCACAAUGCAGUGAGGAUUGACAUGCAGCUGAAAGGUCAAGGAGAUUCUCUGAAAUUAAUUUUCUUCUAGGUUAGCGUACUGCUGCUAUUGUUUAUUUGCUUGUGCCAGUGUUGCUGUCCUUGGUACCAAAGUGCAUAUUUCAUGCAUUUAGCUGUAUAAUUAUUUAGUUUGUACUUCAUUCCUGCAAGAUACAACCUUGUUGUAAGCAUGAUAUUGGUUAUUUCAUUGUGCAACAUAGAAUCAUAGGAUUGUAGAGUUGGAAGGAACACCAGGGUCAUCUAGUCCAACCCCCUCCAAUGCAAGAAUCUUCUACCCAACAUGAGACUCAAAUCCACGAUCCUGAGAGUCUCAUUCUCUGUUGACUGAGCUAUCCCAGCUGCCUAACAGUUUAAAUACAAAAUGAUACAUUGUACUGAAUCAUCACUUCCUUUGUAAUACAACCCUGCAGGUUUGUCAAUCUCCAACUUGUGUAUCUGGUCAAUUUCCCAGAAUUCUCUUGGGGAAUUAUUUGACUGAUGGUGAUUCUCUCUGCCAGAAUAGGAAGCUGGCCUUCACUAUUGACUUUUAAAUCAAGCACCUUGGUUUACUGCAGAGCAGGAUGAAACUUGCAAGAAAAAUUGUGCUGAAUUAGAUAGGACAUGUUAGAAAGCCCAUUUUUAGGCAAUGAGGUGGUAGACUCAAGGAUACAAAUAAAAGCAUAUUUGUUAAGGGAAAAUUUAUGAUUAAAAUGCUUUGUACAGAAAUGUAGAUGUCUGUCACACUCUAUGAUGUAUGCUAGCUGUGUGUGUUUUCUGAAAAAGCCAGGUUCUUUUUGACUACCAUUGAAUCAAUGGUGUCCCAUCCAAUAGAAUAGUUAUGGGUCAAGAAUGGCUUGCUACAGUUUAGGCUAUCCAACUCUGAUGAAGCAGUGCAUUUGUUGUGAUGUGUUUUUUUUAAUUACUUUGAUAAAAUUUCAUCCAGGCCUACUUGGCAGAUAAAAAGGGGACUUCUGUCUAAGAUGUCGAUGGUACCAGGUUUUUUGUACUUGCUUUGAGUCAAUUGCACCUCAAGAACAUUGGCCCAUGCUUGUGUCUAAGAGAAGUGUCACGUGUUUGCUUGCUACUGACUGAUAAAGGCAAGUUGGGGUUGGCUGGGGAAGUAUUUGCAUGAGCUUGUCAGACCUGUGUCUUUUUAUGAGGGAAACUUGCUGUUUUCUCAUAAGAACAGGAACUAACUUCUUGUUUAAAAUAUGUCAUCCUGGCACUCUCAAAGUGACCCAUAUUACCCUUCCCUUUCCUGUGCAUGUCUUCUGUCUAAGGUACAUUUGGCUGGGAUGUGGUCUCUGCCCUCAGACAUCCAUCUGGUUUCCUCAUUGCUAUAAUUUUAUCUCUUACAUACUUCUUUUAAAUUCUGGAAGGCAUUCCAUUUGCUUGACAUAUUGUAUGUCCAGUGUUAUUGAUGAUCUGGCACCUUGACUUAGUUCUGUGUUUUAAAGUUUUGUCCUUUUCUUUUUAAAAUGUAGGGGAUUUAUUUUGGUCUGUUUUGUUUUGUAGAUGACGUGGACUUUUCCAAGAAGAGAAGCAGAAUAGAAAUCCAUUUGUUUUGUUUUUUUAUGCUGAAUUUUAUUUAUUUUAAAUUACUGGGUAGAGACUCUAAUUUGAAAACAUAGCCUUUCAUAAAUGGUGGUUUUUGUUUGAAGGAAUGUGCUGAGGCUAAAAUACAGGAAAGUAUAAAGGGACUAGAUUGCACUCAAUUAAACUAAUGGGGAAGCAGGAGAGACCUGUCUGGUGCUGAAACUACUGUAAUAUGGUCAGUGCAUCUCGGUUUCAUAGCAUUUCUUUAUUCUGAGCCUUUGCCAUUUAUAUCUUCAUGAGGGAAAGGUCAAUGGCAAAUUUAAUCUGGCCAUACGCUGGGCACAAGUUUUAGAACUGAAUUCUCAGUUUCGUACCACCUUCUUGUUGUAGACAUUGUGCCAGAGACAAUGUGAUGUGGCCUGGCUGAAAGAAUCAGGUGUUUGUUGUUGGUGUUCGUUUUGUGUUGUGAUGUUUUUUGUUACCAUCUGUCAACUCACUUUUAGGGUUUGCUUAUUUCAGUAGGCUCCAUUAUGAAGGCUGCUCAAGAGCCAUUGUGCAUAAAUUAUUCUGCUUGAAAGUCACUUUCUGCAGAGCCUUAUUUUCUUUGGUACUGGGUUAGAGAAUCUGCACACAAUGUGUUUGAACCACGUGAAAAGAAGUUUUUAUGUUACAACCAGUGUGUGGGGCACUCUCAUGUGGAAGCAAUAUUUAAUGGUUCUCACCUAGGAAAUAGUACACUAGAAAUCUUUAUUUCUAUUUUCUUCUGAAAAGGGAGAGGGAAGAGGUUCUGAAAUAACUGAGACUGUUUAACUAUGCAAUAUCUGCAUUCCAUUCUUCAUAGGUAAACAAGAUAACAGACUGCUGCACUUACAAAAAAUGAGAUUUUUAAGGCUGUCAAAUUAUAGCCAAGCACAUAUCCCAUAUGGAGCAGGGAACACACACAGUCCUGGGUUUAGAUUUAUAUAAUACCGCAGAAAAUGAAAAAGAAAUGCUUGUAAAUAGUAUUGAAUGAUAAUGGAGCCAUGAGAAAAAUCAAUUCAUUUCUUUAAAGUGCUCUGCUUGCAUCACAAAUCUGAAGUGGACCUUUUAAAUAUUUAUAAAAACUGUGUUGGCUAUAAAAAGUAUGUCAAUCUAGCUUUGAAAAAAACAACAGCAGCAGUUUUUAUAUAAACAAUUAAGCAACUACUCUGUUAUAUAUUUUUAAACCUAUUUUCUUUCCCCAUGACCUCAAUAUUGCAAUGCUGAUCCCUCUGAUAAAUGGCUGGAUGAAUACAUUUUUAGGCAUGUCUUGGGAAUGGAGCAACUUGUCUGCUUUGUAGAUUGAUACGUAGUAUAAAUAAAUUAUCCUUAACCUCUGACAACUGCAGGUGAAACCAGACUUUGAUUUUGAAGUGGGUUUUAGUAGACACUCUCUGUAUUCCAAGGCAUUUUGUGUUUAGCUUGCAGAAUGUAUGGUCUUAAUGUGACUUACUGUGUCUCACUGGACAUUUGGAUCACAUGUUUAGGUUUUUCCGCAGGCUGUGACUAGACAUUACAGCGCUGAGGAAUUCUGGUUUUCAGCAGCAGUGGUGAAUCUCCUCCUUUAACUUGUGGCCUGGUUUGCACAGGAUGGUAAACCAUAGUUCCUUCCCUGCCCCAAACUGUGCCACAUAGAACAAGACACAAGUCAGAAUCUUAUGGUUUGUUUCCUCCAGACAAACUGCGAGUUGUAAGCCAAUGUUUAUGCUUGUGGUUUGUUUGGAGGAACCAAACCACAAACCAGGUUCACACAUCAUGACAAGCCAGAUGGUGGCUUGUUUUGGGGUUGUUUCCUCUCCUCUAUGGUCGUGUUGGGAGUUGGGAAGAGCAAAUCUCUUGAAUGCGUUAAACUAUAGCUUAUUUUCAACCAAGGUCUUAAUGUUGCAUCAGAAUGUAGCCAGUUUCUAGUAAUACAAAACAUGUGAUAGGACAUUACUAUAAAAAAAUUUGAACCAAAUCUGGCUCAUCCUUUUAAAUACAUUCUGUACAGCUUCCUUAAUUAAAGACAGCGAUGGAGUUGUUUCUCUAUUCUGCCUCUAUUUUUAGUUUCUGGUUGUUUCAUUAUUCUGUCUAUGAAGAGACAAUUCUUUUUGAAAAAGGUGUAUUGAGUCUAGGGGUGGGGGAGUGUAGCCCAGUUGCAACAUCAGAUCAGAUCUCCCUGAUUCAAAUUGUAAUCCCCCUGCACAGUCAUUUGCCCUUUUAAAAACACAGGGAAAUCCUAUCACAGAUAUCCUGAUACCACAAAGCUGUACUUUUGAUAUGAAAAUUAGUCUCCACCUCACCACCUUAUAUGUAAUAGGGUAGGCGCAUGAUGAAAUGGCAUGAUCGUCACAGUCAUGUGUUUUGCCUUUAGGCAAUUCCUGCUGCAGUUCCUUCAGUUCUUUAGGCAAUUCCUUGUGAUAUCAUGAGAUGUGUGAUAGAAUCUGUAAAGUGCUCUUCCAGCAAUAUUUUAAAAAGGACAAAACCUACUCUACUGAACUAAAAGGUAGCAAACAGGCCAGAGAUCUUAUUAUAGUAUGAUCCCAAUUAAAUCAACCCAAAGGCUGGAUAAACUAAAAUGCCUUAGCCUGGCAUCUUAAAGCCAGCAGUGAUAGUACCAGGUGUGCUUCCCUAGGGACAGCUUUCCACACGUCGUGUUUCUCGCAAUGUGACCUUCUGCACAUCCCUUGGAGGGGGCACUCUGUCUCUAAUGAAUGCAGGAUCCAGGUAGGUUUAUAUGGACAAAGAUUUUCCCUGAGGUGUUGGGGUCCUGAGCUUCAUAAAUCUCUAUAGGCCCAAACCAGCAGUUUAAACUGAACCUGGAAACUAAAUGAUUAUCCUGCUUAGCAGCGUCAUACUGCAUACACAGUUAACACUAACUGUUUCUUUCUAAAGCUUCUGUUGCAAAGCAUCCCAAAGAGGGCAUUCCCUGGACUAUAUGCAGUGGCUACUGCCUUAUACUACCUGGCUUGAGCUACUCAUGAGAAACUGCCUACCUUCGGAAAAUGCAAAAGUCACCAUGUGCAGUUGUCCCUUGAACAAACUUGAGUUACUGUUUCCUUAUUCUAUUUUAAAAUGAGUCAUUGUUGGGAGAACCAGUGCCUUUACCAUAUUUGCCAUCCAUUGCUGUGGUCACUUUUUGUAACACACAAGCAAAAUGCUCUGUUUCUGAACAGUGGUGGUGCUGUGUUCCUCUAUUUGAACUAACCCUCCAAUGUUGUGAACUUUUCCAUCCCUUGCAUAUGUGAUCUGAAAGGGUGGUCCUUUUGCUGUGCUGUAGAGUGCUUUUAAAAUUGCUGUGCUAAUUUUUCUGGACUGGCUUUUGUGCUGUUUCCGCAGAGACACGAGGAGUGAAUUUGCCCUUUUCAAAAUGGCUAUUUCUCGUGUUUUUAUGGGAGUAGAGCAAAACUGUCUUCCCUCCCUAAAACUGGGUUUUUGAUAAAUUUGGAUUGCCUCGCCAUCUCUGUGGCUUUGUGAAAGGUUAAGUCCUCCAUUAGCUUCACUAUUCAAUAAACCUCUUUGCCUAGAAUCCCAAGCACUAGUCUUUCUCCCUAGUGCUCCUUUUUAUCAGUAAACUGAGUUUGUACGAGCUUGUUUGUACGAGACUCUUUACAAAUGGUUCUGCUUUCUUCAGGUUUCUGAGCAGUCCUUCUCAUAAACCACAUUUUCUUCUUUGAGUUGAAAUGGACAUAAAACUUGCCCAAAAUAGCUUUGGCUGCUUUGGUGCCUGUUGUUGGAGGUUUGCAGAUAGACUAAAGAUGUUGCACAGGUCUGAUGUUCUGAACUGGUGUAAUGCUUUUGUUGUGUUUUGGCAUAGUCCCUAUUACAGUCAAGAAUGGGUGGGAUGCAAGCAUGAUAAAUAUUCCAUUAACCCCCAUUAUUCCUACUUUGCUCAGGAAUGUUGUAAUUAGGACUUGUUCUUGUUGCAAUGCUGAAAAUUAAAUGUUCCCUUUGGGUUAGUCCCACUGUGGAAAUGCCAAUGAUAAAGUUGACUUUAACAAUUCUUCAGAGGUUUUUAAAAUUAUUAUUUCCCAGACAAUUUCUUCCUUCCUGAUAGUAGCACUUGUAAAAAUCCCAUGGUAAAGUGAUCAACCGCAUGCAACAAAGUGGAGGUGUGAUUGCUAGAAUGUAGGUGGAAGAAAACUUGGAACAAAGCCAACACAAUUUGGAAAUGAUCAAAGUCUACUUGAUGCAAUCAGUGGUGCUGUGAGGGUACAACAGGAAGCUCCCUAAAUGCAGCAGAGGUGGGGUAUAUUUUGAAGUAAGUUAAUACUGCCACCUAAAGAGGCCUCUCCCUGUAAGACCCUUAAAUAAUGAGUCUGAAAUCUCUCUAACUGCACCAUUGUGUGUAGUGAUGGCAUCAAAAUGUACAUGCUGUAUUUUCCCACAUCAUUGUCUCUGCAGUGUCAGUAAGUUGAGCUAAUUUGGAUAAUACCUGGCUUUAAUAGCUAUUGAGCCAUUAUUUGUUAAUGCUGAUUAUUCCAUAGUUCACAAUGACAUGUUUGUAAAACAUUCAUUGGAUAAAUUAUUUCAGAGCAGUGUACUGUAUGCAGUUUCUGUAUCUAAGGUGUCCUGAACCUCUUGGCUAUUGGUUAGAGAAGUCAGUACCUGUAGCUUGAAAAUAUGGAUCAAAUCCUUUGAGCUGAAUGGCCAGCCAGUGAUCUUGACCUUUAGACUUUUGUUCUUCAUAGAUAAAUCUAACCAGACUGCUGUCAAUUGUCCCCCUUCCCCCUUAAAAAAUUAAGUAGUUUUGGGGGGGAAGUGUGUCCCUAUUGUUCAGUUUCAAAUCUUUCCUUUCUCAAGUAAGCUGUUAGAAUGAGGUGGUAGCUAACCAUUUCUAGGGUCUCUUUGAUAAGGCUGGCGUAUCUGGGUCCACUUUAAUCUAAUUUCAGAUCUGAUUUUGAGAGGGAAACCAGAAGAAAUGGGAGUGUUGGCUUGCACCUGAAUUUGUAGACUUCUCAGUGGCAUUUCCAGAUAACUUAUUUGGGUUGCACCUUUGCUCUGAAUAAGAUCUGUUGUGAAGUUGCUUACUUCUUGAAAAGAAGUGGUGUUACCUGCAUGUUUAGUUGGCUUCUGUUUCAGCCUCAAAUGUUAAAAAUGAUUUUCAUGUGCCUCUCCUAAGUGACAGAUUGUUCCUCCUUUGAUUUACAGAAGCUUGGUGGAGUCUCUUCCAUUGCUAAUGAAUAUAUUGUGAUAUUUUAUUUGUUUACUUCUCUUCAAACUGCAACUUUUCCUCACUUCAGUGAACAAAAAGAUCAAAAGAGUAUUUUCCCCCUUUUUCUUUUAGCUGUCUCCGUAAUGAGGUACAGUGCUUCAUCAUUUGGAUUUGCUGUAAGUAGUCUCUUAACUGAAAUGUACAUUGCACAACUCACUGGUCCUGAAUGGGGUUACUGUGCCCCUGAAGGACCAGGUGCGCAACCUGGGAGUCAUUUUGGACUCACACCUGUCCAUGGAGGCGCAGGUUAAUUCUGUGUCCAGGGCGGCUGUUUACCAGCUCCAUUUGGUACACAGGCUGAGACCCUACCUACCCCACGGACUGUCUCGCCAGAGUGGUGCAUGCUCUAGUUAUCUCCUGCUUGAACUACUGCAAUGCACUCUACGUGGGGCUACCUUUGAAGGUGAUCCAGAAACUGCAAUUAAUCCAGAAUGUGGUAGCUAGACUGGUGAUUGGGAGUGGGCGCCGGGACCAUAUAAAACCGGUCCUGAGAGAUCUACAUUGGCUCCCAAUAUGUUUCCGAGCACAAUUCAAAGUGUUGUUCUGACCUUUAAAGCCCUAAACAGCCUCGGUCCUCUAUACCUGAAGAAGCGUCUCCACCCCCAUUGUUCAGCCUGGACACUGAGAUCCAGUGCCGAGGGCCUUCUGGCAGUUCCCUCAGUGUGAGAAGUGAGGUUACAGGGAACCAGACAGAGGGCCUUAUUGGUAGUGGCGCCCGCCAUGUGGAAUGCCCUCCCAUCAGAUGUCAAGGAAAUAAGCAGCUAUCCUAUUUUUAAAAGACACCUGAAGGCAGCCCUGUUUAGGGAAGUUUUUAAUAUUUAAUGCUGUAUUGUUUUAACACUCAAUUGGGAGUGUUCUCCACAAGUAGGACCAUGGGGAAAGCAGCCCCCUCCUCUUCUUUCCAGUAACUGAUGUUCAGAGACAAGCUGCCUCUCAAUCUGGAUGCAAAACGCUUCCACCAUGUUUGGUAUCCAUAUGCACCCUACCCAUAAACUAUCCUCUUGUGGAUGCUCAAAUUGUAGCCAAAUUAAUAAGAAGUCUACAUUCACAUUCCUCUUCCUUUUUACAUAAAUAUCAUCGUGCUUGUCAAGCAGGAUGUAGAAAGAUCAGUAAGCAUUUAACAACUUAUUUUGUGGUAGGGGUAUCUUGUAGUAAACUGGUAGGGAACAACUGUAUAAGUUCCUUUCACUUUCUUGACUGACACAAUAAAGGCUGCAUUCACACUACCCAUUUAAAGCACAAACCCUCCUCCCAGGAAUCCUGGGAACUGUAGUUUAAGAGUUCUGGGAAUUGUUUCUCUGUGAGUGAAAACUACAUUUCCCAGGAUUCUUGGGGCAGGGGAAUGUGCUUUAAGAGGACUUUAGAUGUGUGGUGUGCAUGCAGCUGAAAGUCUGUCAUGUCUUUUGUUUGCGGCACAAAGGAUGAGCUUGUUGUAAUCUGUGCUUAUCCCUGCUUUUAUUCAAAUGAUUUAUACUAAGUUAGUCUACAGGCUUGUGGCACAGUUAGCAGUGUAUUGAUUUAAGCAUGGCUUGCCUUAAUGGCUUCUGUAUCUUUUCCAGUUUGAUGCCACUUUGGAUGUGCUGUCGUCGGUGAUAGUUCUGUGGCGCUACAGCAAUGCAGCUGCAGUACAUUCAGCGCACAGAGAAUACAUGUGAGUACUUGUGGUUAUUUUUAGCACUUAUCAAAGUCUGAGAUGAUAAAGGGCAGGGGGGGGGAUAUCUGCUUUCUCUGGGCAGUUUCCUCUUUAUGUUCUCCUAGCAACAUAAUAGCCAUACUGAUAUGAGCCUUCUUGCUCUUAUACAGCUGACUACAAAGUCUUAUUUAUUUAAACCUUUUUAUCCUGCCUUUCACAACGAGUUUCUAGGUGGUGUGCAACAAAAUUUAAAAUAGGUACACAACACAUUGAAAUGAUAACCCAGGGCAGGAUUAAUAACCCACUGGAAUUAAGUAUCUGUAACAACCUAGGAGCAGAAAUAUGUUUUCAGUAAGCUCGAGCUCAAGGGUUGUGUGCCAUUCCAUAGAGAGGUUGUAGAUGUUAAACAGCAUGGGGGAUACAAUUGAAUUCUGUGGAUCCAUGGAAGUUUUUGUUUUUUAAAAAAGGGGUGGUCUUACCACUGUCUCCUUGAGCAGGCAGGGAACAUCCCCUCUCACCAGGAGUUGUUAAUCACCUCCCUGGCCUAGAAGCUUGUUUUUAUAAGCAGUGAGGUUCAAGUGUGCAAGUGGUUACCUAGACUGAAUCAAACACCUUCCAGAUGUCCUCAAGCCUUAUUAACUGAAACACAACAUGCCUAGACAGUGCCCUGGACACCUUUUGAUACUGUAACGGUAGAGGCAAGGUCCUGGCAGAGGCAAGGUCCUGGCAGAGGCAAGCAAUUUUAUCCUCAAAAUGCUUUCCGAACAAGUUUCAGCAAGAUACUAUCAGUUCCACCAUCUCAUUUGGGCCAGACUGUAAAAGGCCCCAAACUACCUGGGAAAACUCUGAGGGGUGGUACAAUGAGGUUGCAAUGGAGGCAGAAAAAUAGGUCUCCCUUGCUGCCUUUACUGACCACUUAGGCUUGAUAAUGAGCACUCACCAUUCAUCUGUGUUCAAGUCAUUUCCUGGUGUGUUUCAUUGCCCAAAGCUCUGGUGUAUAGCAAGGAGUCAAUGGGCUCCAAAAAGUGGCAGAGCAAGCUCAGGGACUACCAGGUCAAUGACUUGUGCUAUUUGCAUAUUUCACAAAUCUGCCAGAGCUUCAACAGGAGUGCCAGUCACAUCGGCUCUAACUCCCUGCCAGCCACCUGGAAGCCAAUUGAAUCCAUCAUAAUCUAAGGGCAGAUCAUCCUGAUAGGUCCCUCAUCUUCAGAAGGGAAAAGGUGCUGAAAGCUUAAAACUCAGCAGGAGGUGAUCCAGCUAUGACUAGGGACUGAUGUCAAUAUCUCCCACUUUCCAAUAACCCUCUUCCUGCCCAAGAAAGAAAACGGAGGCCAGAGUCUCUCCUGCCACAUGUUGGCACAGCCCCAUGACUUAUCUUUUCGUUGUUGCAGUGCUGUGAGAGUCUAAUGACAACUUAAGCACCAAAUACCAUAUUUUUCAGUGUAUAAGACUCGGUUUUUUAACCAAAAAAAUAGGUUUAACAUUGGGGUUCGUCUUAUACACGGGUAUUGCUGAGGGGUGUUUUCUUAAUUUGGAGUCCCCCAAAAUAGGGGGCGACUUAUACAUGGAAAAAUACGGUACUUUUUUGAAAAUAGAGUACAGAACUAAUUAAUACUGUUAAAUCAGUCUGUAACUGGGAGCCUUGUGACACAUUGAAGAUUAACACACCUAUUAUAGCAUAAACUUUUUGGAUCACAGUCCACUUCAUUAGAUGUGCUGUGGGCUUGAGUCCAUGAAAACUUAUACCAUAACAAAUUUAUUACUCUUUAAGGAGCCGCAAGGCUCUUUGUUAUUUUUGUUAUGAUGGACUAACAUGCUAUGCCCUUUGAAAUGAAUUUUUACUGUUAUUGGAAAACUCAUCAAAAUCCCUGUCACGUAUUAAAUUAACUCACAGUACUCUGAUAAACACAAAGAAGCAUUCAGGAUUUCGAAAAACAGAUGAUUAUACAGUAUGUAUAAGCGUGAUGACCAGCUGUUCACUGCCUUUUGCUUAAUGUAGUUUACUCUAACCAAGGACAUAGCAAUAGAAUUUUUAAAGCACGAGAACUGCACAUGGGGUGAAGAUCUUUUCUUGUCUACUUGAUCAUUGGCAUUAACCAACAAUUUUCAGUUUGUUUUGUAAGAAAGAAAGACAAAUGCUGCAUGGAUAUUAAAUCAUCCGUUAUUUUUCACAAUAGUUGGUGUUUCCAAAUGAAAGGUGGGCUACUUGCGCUAUAGAACAGAUGGAAACUCCACACCUUCAUGGAGGCUUACUGGUUGUUAAGCCAAAGAGAUAUACAAAGUGUGCAAAGAUUUUGUAAGGGGUGUUAAAAUGUAUUAACUCCCUAGGUUACAACCUAAUGGACAUGAGUAAGACAUCAGUUCCAGUAAGUGGGGAUGGGCGCAGUGUUAUACAAGUGGUCUACAAGGUGUCUCUUUCAUGGGUGAGGAAGAUGGUCACUCUUCCUCCUUCAGCUCUAUGUACUUUUCAAGGGCGGAAAAAAGACAAUAGCCCUCCCCACCUCAUGACCAGGGGUGCAGUGUGUCAGGGCCAGGGCUGAGGCUUCAUGGGCACCAGGGGAAGACCUCAGGGGCAUUAUUGAUUCCACAGGCACCUUGUAGCACACACUUACUGCUGAGCAAGACACUUUGGACUCAGUGGGACUUCUGAGUAGCUACACAUAGGACUGUGUUGGUAAAAUGAUUGUUGAGCUAGAAAUGUGCAGUUGUUCCCUCAACUCUGAGGAAUAGUUUUACCUUCCAUUUUAACAAAUAAACUCCUGAUUAACUUUUUAUAACCACAGAAAUUGCACCUGGACCUGGCUAUCCUGAUUUUGAUGGUGGCCAGGAGUACUUUUCUUAGCUGAAUAAUCUUCUUACAGUUUUUAAAUUUGUUUCACCCAUAGCUUGAAGUUUAGAUUCCUGAGGUACACACAAUAAUGCCCCCCAAAGAUGUUGAAAAUUUUGCGGUGAACAUAAAUCAAAGAUACAAUGCAGUCAAAAGGUUCAGCAAUCUAAAAUCCCAUUGACCUCAAUGGAAAUGUGAAGCACAUGCUUAGUUGUUGCGUGAGAAUUUUGACAUACUAUUUUAGCUAUUGCUUCGUAAUAAGAAUAAAAGGUUUUGUUGAUUUUGUUUUUUUAAAAAAAGGUCGUAUGUUAGAAGAAACGAGGUCUGUUUUUCUGGCAGCUUUGACAGCCAAGCUGUAAGAUAAGCACAAGCUAACAAAGUCGACUAGCUAGUUAUUUGACUGAUAUUGACAAUCUUGUUUUAUUUAGCAAAAUGUCAUCACAGUUCAGUGAAUAUCCUAAUUAACUAUGCGGAGAGCUGCUAAAAUUGGUUUCAACUCCAUGUGAAAGAUAUCUUGCUACGCAGAGUGCACUAAAGGAGGGAGGCAGCAUAAUAUCUAUGUACUGGCAAGUUUAAGUGAAAACAUUUGUACAGAUUGUAUUUGCAUGCUUCACUAAUUUUUACUUAAUGCUUAAUUCUGUUGCCACACCUCUGCUGCUCUCAGCAGAUUGAACUGAGAGUAGUAAUUACCAAGGGCUUUAUUAUAUACCCAUUUAGACAUAUUGUUACUACAUUCCGUUUGCUGGAAAGUCAGCGGGAUUAUAAUUAGGCAGGGAGAUAUCCCACACUGGAUAUUUUACAGAAGAUAAAUUAUAUAAACUACAUUUUGCUCUUCGGUUAGAGAGAGAGAUGUACUGUAAAACAGCAGUUGCGACAAAACAUUGCUGAAUAUUCUUACAUGGAACAGUGGAGUGGUGAACAAUUUUCAGAGGGAUGACUCAAAACAGAAAAGCCUUUGAGAUUGGAAAGCCUGAGGGCUAGCCUCACAAAGAGAUGCAUACAACUUCACACACUGUUAUAGAUUCAUUCUUCUCCAGUAGGUGGUCAUCAUGACAUCACAGCUCUGCAUGUAGGAUGAAGGAAUCAUCUGAAAGAGAAGGGGAUGCUACCACCACAUGGGCAUAAAAACACAUUUAGGGUUCUAUUCACUCAAAACAGAACAAAUAGAAGCAUCCUAUACAUCCCUAAUCCAGAGAUGGGGAACUGUGGUCCUCCAGAUGUUGCUGGACUGUUAAUUCCUAACAUUUUGGUCUAUAAGCAAUGCUGGUUGGGGCUGAUGGGAGUUCAAUCCAUUGUAAUAUGGAGGGCCAUAGGUUCCCUACCCCACCCCUAGUUUUGAUGGCUCCCCUAGACAUUUGCCUAUUUGAAUAAUUGCUUUGAAGUUACUAGUUUUGUUUUUGACAUUGGGCCACUUCAGAUUUAUAGAAUAGACAAAACAUUGUUUAUCUACUACAGUGGGCAUAGUAAUGUGUUGGUGGGAGCUGCAUGCUUAAAAGAGGCAAGAUAAAUGCCACCCAGAAAUUAUGGCUAGCUGAAAUUCCUGGUGCUUCUUACUGAUGUAUUUUCAGACAUGCGGUUUGCUUCCACACAUUUGUUAAAUUGUAGUGGAGAGGCAUCACUUAUCUUACCAACAAUUAACUGUUUUCUCUUUCAUGAAUUUCUCCCAUCCAUCCCCCACAUUUGGUAAUUUUAAAGCAAUUUUAUUGAUUCAAGUGGAGUCAGUCAAUGAAAAAUGACUUUCAUGAGUGUAUUGCCAUUAUAUAUUAUUUACAGGCCACUGUAUCUUAAUUUUGAGCAAUAAGGAGGACAUACUCAUGGCCUCAUUUUGGAUUUUUAGGAACUUCUGCAAUUUCGUAUCGCUCUUUGAAUAGUGCUCAGCACAAACCGUUAAGUAGCAGCAGGUUGCCUUCCCCCCCAAAGUUGUUAAGCAUUGAGGUUGCCCUUUUUGUGUAUCAGGGAAGAAAACCUUUCACUUCAACCUAUUUAAACCUGCUGGUACUGCUCCCUAUCACUUCCCACAUGUAGUUUCUAAGCGUUAGUAUCUCAAAGGUCAGGCAGCUCUAUUCCUAGGUCUCAUGAAUUGGAAGCAUUUUUUUCACACUGCUGAAAGAAGCUUCCUUAAAAAUAUCCAUUUCAAAAUGACCAUGUUAAGUCAUGCUCACCUGUAGGCUCUGUUCCAAAUCAAACAGCUGCUGCAAAACACAUACUAUGUAUUGUGUCCAGUGAACAAAGCUCUGUCAUAUGUGCAGCAGUGUCUUCAGGAGGAACAUGAAAUUCACUGUAUUGAUAAAAUGUGGGCAGAAAAAUAAUUCUAGUGGGUUGCGGCUUAACUUUACUACCCUCUUAGGCUGCAUAUAUGCUAGCCAAUUAGUGGCACAAAAACUUUAUUUCCCCCCCCAGAACCAGAACCAUCCAUGCUCGUCCUCAACAUACUGCUUCCAUCCAAAAGGGUUGGUGUGGUUGGAAACUGACCCCCUGAUUAGGUUAUCCAUGCCUUUUCUUCCCUGCACAUGCUGCAGGUGAAUGAAGGAGGAAGUGAUGAUUGCAGUCUUGGUAUAUGCCCACAAACAACAUCAUUGAGCAUGUGUGGUUAUACACGCACCAUUCCGUUACAUCAGUUUUAAUCUGUUUUCCAAUGGAUACACUGUUAGGAAAUCUGGAAUCAACCUGCAAUGAGCUGUUAUUUUUGGAAUAAAACUGGUUUUCAAUAAGUGCAUUUCAGGAAUAAAAUAUAUGCAAUAGAUCUAGAUUAUGGGUCGACUAGACAGAAAACACACACCCAAGUACUCAGUCUUCAUUGAUUUUAAAAUAAAAUGUUGUGUGUAUGUAGGCUUAGAUGACUUCUGUUCAGAUUCCCAGAGAACAGUUAGUGCAGUUAAGUAAAUUUAGACUGUUCUUACUGGAGAAGGCAAUAGUGUCCUAAACUUCUGUGCCCUGAUGGCACCAAUGAGCAAGGAUACCAUGCAUAACAGUAAUAAUGACAUUACCUUUUACUUAAGAAUGCUGUUCUGGAUUGUGAAGUCAAAUGCAUUCUAUAGAUGGUUGAGCUUCAAAGGCUCCUAUGAAGUUUUCAUUCUCAUGUGUUGUAUCUUUUGGAUUUGAAAUGCUUUAAAGAGCCCCAGUGUUGUGAUAAUGUACAGGAAUCUGGCCACUGGUUGGGGGGGCACUAUGGUCCAGCAGCUCCUGAUAGGAUGGCUUAGGGUGCCCUUCCCCACCUCUCCCUACUAAGGCCUACAGCCCAAUGAUUCUUCCACCACUGGAAAGUUGUGAUGAUUGAUAUGAAGUAGGUGAAAACCCACAGGAUACAUCCAAUCUGUCUGUGGGCAAUGUUCCCUCCUGACCCUGAAAACAAUGACCAACAGCUGUCCAUAGCAAUGUUGAUAACUGAAGCCAACCUGUUUAAGAUGAAGCAACACGACCAUAAGUAAAGUAAGCAAUAUUGGGUGGGUAAGUCCAGAUGAAGACUGCAGUGGGGAGACGUCCCCUUUUAGGUCUCCGAAUCAGAUUGGACUGGAUGAAGUCUUUUUACUCUGGUCUGCUCCUAAACUCCACUCCUCAGGAGCCCUCUGUGGAUGCAGAUUAACUCCCAUCUGCAGUCCUAGCUUCUUGCAUGGCUGCAAAGCACUUCCCUGUUGUCUGUGAAGUCUGAAGUGCUGGUUGCUCCCCCACCCCAUGCUGGGCCAUCAAGGCUGCCUCCCCAGAAAGUCAUGGAAUAGGGAAUUAUACAUGGUGUAUUGAGCAGUAAUAGAGGGGAUUCUUGAAAAAUACGUUAUUUUCCACUGCCUUCACCUGAUUUUCCAGCAUCUCCCUUACAUCACAGGUCACAUUGUUUAGGUUACCAGACCCUAGAGAGGCUGUGUGUGUUUUGUGUAGGUGAAGAGGGGCUGGGAAAGUCAACUGGCACCCCAGAUGUAUCCCACAGGCUUUUCUCUAGGUAUAGCUCUUUAUAAUUUCGGUAAAAAAUGUUGUUUUCUCAUUCUUAUGUAUCUCUUUGGGUGACUUUCUAGUUUUAUCAGGUUUUUGUUUGCUAGCACUGGAACAGUAUAGUGUACAAUAAAGCAUUCUAGCUGCAGUGCAGAGAGAAAUCAGCACACUUAGAAGUGCCUCAGCCAUUAAGAUAUUCUGCUAUAGGUAUAAAGACAGGCACACUCAUGAAUUUUGCAUGACCUCAGAAUUUCGCAGCAAGUAUAUUAAAAAAGAUGCUACCCUAGCUAAAUAUGAUGAAUGAGUGAUAAAUCAUUCAAAAGAUAAUAGCGCUCCUCUCCGUUUUUGUUUGCAUUUUCACCCUUUCCAAGGUGUCAAUAUUCUGCUAAAUAUAAACUGAUAGCUGUUGUCUGUGGCAGCUGCCACAGAAUUAUUGUUAUUUUAAUAAUCCUGAAACAUAAAUUUCCAUUUUAGCCAUAGUUUCCUGUACAUUUUAUCCCAUUUGAUGUGGACACAAGCUUCUGAUUUUUGAUGUAAUAAGCUAUUCAGAUUUUUAUUCCUUGUAUGUUUCCUCUCUGCUAGGUAGAAAAGGAGGCAACAAAUUUAUGUUAGAGAGUAAAGCCCUUAUUUUAAGCCUCCCCUUUUUGUGUGAAAAUGGUAAGCCACAUAUGUGAAAUAUCAUUUUCUCAAGGUCUACUGCAAUGUCUGCCUUGGGGAAGCUACAUUUCCACAGGCUGUUUGUGGCCUGGCAUACUGCAUAGUAGUAUAUCAGGUAUGGGAGGGGAAGAUGGAGAGGCCUUUCCUUUUGUGUCUGCUGCUAUUGGCAGAACAGUGUUGCUACUUGCAGAAAUUCUUCCCUUCCCUGUUUGCUGCCACCACUGGAGAACUGCCACCCAAGAAAGUGGGGUGGAGAAGAAAGUGGGUCGAAGAAUCAGUGGGUGGGUAUUGGUAGAAAGGACGGGGUUUGGGAAGCUCUCAGUGGUGUGGACAGAUAAUUUAUGAGUUAAGACUGACUCAGUAAUGAUCAGAGCCAGUUAGAUUUUUAAAAUAUUUUUUUGCACCUGUUCCUGUCUGCAUCAGUGAGACUUGGCUUAGUGAAACAAAUGGAAACAAGCUGGUUUGGGCUGGGAGUUGAUGCAGAAGCAGAGGUUGGGCCAAGUGCUAAGGAUACAUUUUGGUAUAGACACACUCUUGAAUGCAUCAGCUUUGCCAAGGGUCCCACAGUCCCGUGACUGGCUGUGCCAUCUCUGCUACAGGUAGAGGACCUUACCUUACGCAAGUUUAUUUUGGAUAUCUGCCUUCACAAAGUGUUGAAUAUUUAUCCUAAGAUCAGUGAAGGUUUGUCCUCAUUUCUCCAGUGACAGAAUUCUGUAGCCUUGCUGUAACAUCAGUGAGAAAAUCCUGUCUGAUUUUGCAGUGAUUUAUGCAGCCAAUCUUCCUUCCUGCUCUUACAGUUGUUCCUGGGAGAGCAACACAGAGCUUUAGCAUCUUGGAAUCGCCAGCAAAUGUGCUCUAGCAUAAGGCCCCAUGUCUUCAUUUCUGAAUAUGGUAUGCCACAAAAUGUUCUGACGAUGUCACAACUUGGGCUUGCAUUUCUUAAGCUUGGCAGAACCCUGCUGACUCCUUUGCAGCCUCUUUAAUGAGUUUGAUGUAAAUUUUGCAUGUUCGGCCAAACCUCCAGAUUGGCUAAUGUCUACAGGGUAAAAAAUAGUAGCGCACUGCUGUGCUAAUUAUAACAGCCUCAGACUGCGCUCCCAAUAGGUGACAAGACACUGAAUGCCAGAUGAGAAUCGUUGCUUCUUUAUUUCUUAUAAUAAAGAAAACAGAUGCUGGUUACAAAAGGAAUUAUCAUACAGCAUCAUUUAUCAGAAUAGUCUGGGAGAUGUUCAAAACACCGUGGUUACCAGGAGUUCUGUUUACAUAGGAUUUGUUUGAGAUAGAGAACUCCCUAAAAAUGAUUUCCAUUAGCAGUGCAGCACAGUUUCUACUUUAAAUUGCAGUUUAGAAACCUCUGCAUAGGUUUCUAUCUUAUUUGCACAGUAUCGUUUAAACUUCUAAACACUGGGAAAUACAACAGGAAAAUUGCUAAACGCUUCCUAGAAGGUUUGUACACAUUUACCUUGUCAAACUGCCCCUCCCCUGCCUCCCAGCUCCUGGACCAUGAGGCCUGAGGGUAUUCAGACUCUGGUAACUUACUAGUUAAUAGGGCAUGCAUCAUAUGACCACAAAAUGUCUAAUCCAGACCUUGGAGUUCCUAACAGUGAUUCUCUUUUCUGUCCUUGUGAUUAAAAGGACCUGAUAUUUAACCCUUGCUGUUGCAUUGGGCCAGGCUGAUCUUCCCCCUUGCAGUGAUGUUUUCUCCCUUUGCAGUGAUAAUUUUUCAAGUGGGACGCAGGAGGAGCAGUUUCCCAGUGGCCUUUGGUUUCCUGUCCAAUGGCAAAGGGCAGAGUGUGCUUCUCUUCAUUCAGUAUAGCAACCUCUAGGACUUCAGUAGACAUUCAUUCUCUGAACAUUAUGUUCAUUGUAGAAUCCUGUGUGCCAUCAAUCAAUAGUCCACAAAGCUCCAAAUGAGUUACAAAUAUUUCUUCCUUUCUUCUUUUUUACAGCGCCUGUGUCAUCUUGGGUGUGAUAUUUCUCCUGUCUUCGCUAUGUAUAGUGAUCAAAGCCAUCCAUGACCUUGCAAUUAAAUUGCUUCCAGAAGUGGUAAGACCUUUUAUUUUACCUUUUUAAAAUGAAAAACUUAAAAUCUAGCCUUAGAAUAAUAUGGUAUUGGAUGCACAUUCCUGUGUCCACUUAUAGCUUGGUCCCUGUAUAAUUCAACAGAACGGCAUGAAAAUGUUCUAUCUUUAAUGUAGAUAUUUGACCAUUAACUAAUAUUUAUCUUUUUUGAGCUCCAAAUAUUGUUUUUCUUUGCAAUAAUAACUAAAAUUUAUUCACUUCUAGAAAUCAAAAAAUCCACUGUAUUUCACACUUUAGACCAGUGUUUCCCAAACUUGGGUCUCUAGCUGUUUUUGGACUACAACUCCCAUCAUCCCUAGCUAGCAACUCCCAUCAUCCCUAGCUAGCAAGACCAGUGGUCAGGAAUGAUGGGAAUCGUAGUCCAAAAGCAGCUGGAGACCCAAGUUUGGGAAACUUCUUUAGACAAUGGACCUAGGAAUGAUUAGAACAGAAAAGAGAAGGCCGUGACCCUUCAGAUAUUGCUGAAUUACAUCUCCCUUAAACUCUGGCAAUUGGUCAUAUUGGCCAGGUCUGAAGGAAGUUGUAGAGUCCAACAACAUCUAGAGAGAUAUAGAUUUAAUCCAAAGAUAGAGAAUCUAGGGAAGCUUUAAGAAGAAGGUGGAAUGGGUUGGAUUCAGAUUUACUUACAUUUCCUAAACUGUAAAUUUAUGUUCCAUAACUUGCUGCAGCCAAGAAACCAUAUGUCAACUUGAAGCUACAGGCACAUUGUUGCUCUGCAAAAUUGGUGAAAGAUACAGGCUGUGAAAGUGAACAUUGAACAAUAUUCACAAACACUCAUGGACAAACACUCAUGCUGCAUGUCUGGAAGUUGUCAAAAUUAUGCAAAUAUCGUGCUGGAAAAGCACAGCAUAUUGGUGCUAUUUCCAACUUACUAUAUGUGUGAAAGGAGUAAUACAGUACUGUAAAUAGAAACCAUAAAGUGCUAUGAUUUUAAAGUAAUAUGGCAAUCAUCCUGCUUCCUUCUUUCCCUCAUACCCUUUUCUGGCCUGCAAUGGAGAUCAAAACCAUCUUCUGUAAAAUAACCAGACAUUUGUUCUAUAUAAAAGAGGACAGAUGGACAUGAUAGCACAGGCUACUAUAUGGAUAAUACAUGGAGAUGCACUUAUAUUAACGGGUUACUAAUAUGUUUGGAUGUCUUCCACAUGCAGCUGGAUUUUGUGCAUAAUUUGGAUUAAAGAGCCACCUCUUACGUGUGAAUUGGGUUACUGGAAAAAUAAUAAUUCACGCCUACAUCCCUAAAGGCUUGAAGCAGUUUAAAGUGAAAGUUUAGAGUCUUCAAAAUAGUAUUUUCUGCUAGAGUUCAGAUUGCAUUUACAUAAGUGCAGAAUUUUACCCAACAAUGUCUGAGAAUGAAGCCCAUGUAGUGCAUUGUAACCCAUUUAAAUUGACACAAAGGAGCAUAUUUUCCAGAGACUUUUAGAAAUGUUAAUUUAUUUGAAAAUGUCAGAUUUCAUGAAUUAAGCUUCUUUUCAGAAUAGGCUUUCCUAACUUGGUGUAAAAUUUAAGCAGCAUGACUCUGAUUUUGAGUCAUGCGGUUGUGGAACAACAUUUUUCCACUAGAAAAUGUUGCCAUUCCUUAAAUGUUAAGAAAGAUAACAUUUAACUCUUGGUUUGGAGCAAUAUAAUUUACAUAGCAGAUUAAAACAUUUUCUGUCAAAGAACAGGACAAGUAUAAGUUUUCUUUAUGCUGGGCUUCUAGUCUGCAGUUGUUUCUGGGCCGUUUUAGGGCUUAAUGUUUCUCUUCCCUCUUUCUUUAAGGACUUCAGAGCGGAGUGUUUCAGUCUUACAGCAACCUAGUGAGGUAGUUUCAGACUGAAAGAUGGAAACUUGGUCAAGGCUACUUGACCAUAGUGUUGCAGGGAUUCAGAUCAGGGUGUUCCAUGUCCAGACUCAAUAUGCUGUAGGUAUGGAUUAUAUUGACUAAUCACUCAAUAUAAUGUGUAGUUCAGAAUCAGUUUUGGAAGCUACUGCUGUAAGGUACUUUCACAAUGCUCACAUGAAUUUUCUAUUUAUCAAGGGGCACCCUUUUUCACCAAGGCCAGCCCUAUCAUUAGUAAGGGUGAGGUAGCUGCCUCAGGUGGCAUAAUUAAGAAUGUGUCUCUGGGUGUAUGCAGGGGGCACAGAUAUGCUAGAAGGCAGUGUUUGUGUUGGCUUCUGUGCAUGGAAUGGUGGAGGCACCCUUCUGUCUUUCACCUCAAGUUUUUCAGAUUGCCGCAGCUUAGAAAGUCCUCUUGUGAAGUUGUGGUGCAUCUUUUCAGUUCCUAGCCAAAGAAGCCUGAGUUGCAAGGAAGGCCUGGGAAGUAGCAGACUGCAUAAAUGUUUCAUUCAGGGCUUCCUGGGGCCAUUUUGCCAUUAUUUCAGUUUCAGAGUCAGGUCUUCUACCGGCAACCUGCAUUUGUGCAUCACUCAGAUGCUCCCAUGAUGCAAAGGUAACAUUUUAAGUUUUCCUUACACCUUCAUUUACUAACAGCUCAUUGGCUGGAAGCCUUGUAUGAACUUGAAUGAGGUUUCUUUCCCCACAGUCCAGGAUGGGUUGUUGAUGACCUGUAGAUAGCACUCUGAGAUAACCUUGUUGCUGUCUUCUUUGAUUGAUUUGACUCUGCUUGCUGCAACUCUUGUCAUCUCAUCUUAUAUUCCUGUGGCCUGCUACUGCCCUCUGUUGCAAAUUGCAUAAUCCAAAAAAUCAUUUCAGCUUUGCAAUUGCGUUGGUAGUGGCAUCACUCUGAUACCUAGAAAAAUGCUGGCCUUGGGCUCUUUACUAUAGUGAGCAAGUAAAAGCUAGUCAAGCGCCUGACAAGUGUGCUUGGGGCUAAUUCUAAAUGAUCUCUGAACUUUCUAAGAGAAGGUACCCCACUGAGAAUUGGUCUAAAAUAAUGCUGUAACCUUACUGAAUAUCCUGCUUUCUGAAAUAUACCGGUAUUGUCUUUAUUUUUUUUUUUUUAAGUUCCUUGCUCUAGAGCACUUUGCAUAUAUCCGGAGAUUAUUAAGCUUGGUAUAGUGGCACGAAAAACAGCCCAUAUUUUGAAAAUAAGUUACUUUCAAGAGUGCUGUUAGUCUUGACAUAUUUUUUCAGUUAAGCUAUUAAUUUAUUUCAGAGGAACUAACAAUCUUUUUGAGUUUUUCUCUUCUUGUUGUAAGACUGUAAAUUCAGCAAUUCAUUAUAAUUCAUUAUAAUUCCAUAUCCCCCCCAAAUAGGUUAUCUCUUUUGUUACGUACCACAAAAUGCAUAUGAUUUCUUGUUUGAUAAAGCAACUCAAAGGGCCAGGGAGAGUACAACCAUUUGCUUGGUGUGCUAAAUCAAUAGCUACUUGCAAUUCAGGGAGUGUGUUUAUUUCCCCAGGCAGCAGUAUCAUCCAUGCAGUGGCAGUGCAGUUUACAUUCAUUAGUAUGAUCCAGGAUGUUGUUUGCUAGGAUGGGAAUAAGGUUACUUUAUUUGCCACAACAAAGGAAAGCUGAAGUUCCAGUAUAAAAAUGUAUCUUAAGAAGCUAUUAUUUGUAACACUAGCUGUGCUUUUAGAUGAGUAGUGAAAAUACGUCUGGUUGAAAACUAGGACUACAGCAGUGCAGCUCACCCACUGAUCCUGUUCGUUACUAGAUCUGCGACUAUGCUGGCACACACAGUCAGAUCUUAGAUGUAUAUUUCCUAAAAGGUUAAUUUUGGGGAACUGGUGGUACUCCUCUUGAGAGUGCACUGUUGUGUGCACACAAUAUUGCAUUGACUUCGAUCACUCCAUGAAUUGAAUUUAUCAAAGUAUGCUUCCUUCACAGAACAGUAGUAACUAUGCUACAGCUAUUAUAUAUAUAUAGAGAGAGAGAGAGAGAAUAAGGCUUUAAAGGCGAUAGCAUGCCAAAUUGAAAUGACGUAGGAACACCAAAAGCAGCUUUGUAGCGUGAAAUAAUUGACGUUAUUGGGUUGUGUGGUUAAUACAUUUUUAUGCUUUAAAUUGCCCUGUGGUGUUUUGGUGCAGGUCAGUAAGCCUCUCCUCCUUCCGGAGGGGAGGGGUUGUGAGCGGGAGACGAUUCCCUCGUCAUGCAGGGGGCGCUCCGCCCCCUGCUUCAACUCCAGGGCUGGCGCGCCACGCCCCUCCCCGGUUGGGCACCCAAUAGGGAAGCUCGUGGGGGCGUGGCUUGCCAUUCAAAUGCGGCCGCGCCAGCCAUCCAUGCCAUUGCACACACAUUUUCUUCGAGUCACCCACCCUCCACUCCCUUUAGAUUAGCUUUUCAUGAGACUUUGCUAUGGACCUCUGGAUGGUCACCCUGUUUAACCAGGGGGCCUGGUAGGAGUUUUUUCCAAUUGGCUAAAUUGGCCCGGCCUCUUGGUUUUUUUCGCCUACCUCGUAGCAACCGUCACAACUUUCGUGGUAUUUGGCGGUUAGGCAUUGGAAUGUGUUGUUGGUGUUUCGGGGGGCAAGGUGUGGCCAUCGCCUUCCCCGACAAUUUUGGGUAUUCCGCUAAAGGAAUCCGGCGGUCGUGGAUCCUGUCCGAUGCCCGUGUGGCCAUGGCACGACCCUCGGUGACAUCAGGAGAGAGCCUAUAAUUGUAUUAGCAUCAACAGGCUCCACCUUCUGGUGAAUAAACCCCCUUUGGGCUCACCCCUCUCCGAGUGGGUGGAGUCUAAUGUUCCGUGGUCCAAUGCCUAAGCCAAUACCUUCUCACAUGCUGUAAUCAAUAAAGUUGUGGCUUUUUCCUUACCCAUUAACCUUCCAUACUGUGUCCACAUGUCUUUAUUCCCCAAGCGGGGAUCGGGUCCUCGAAUCACAAUAUACACUUGCGACCUAGUGGCCGAACAAAGAUGCUGGACUUGUUUUUCACAGUUCCAUCAUCUGCCACACUUUGGGUAGCAAUAUCAAAGAGCUUGGGCAGCAGGAACUGUGGCCCCCAGGUCCAGCCUUUGCUUUACCACUGUUGUUCUUUAAGAUGCUACCAGACAUUUUUUGUUUUUAACGUUACCUUUCUGGGAGUUAAAACAACAACAACACAGUUUAGAUAAAAAUCACUUAUGGAGUAUAUCACGUGUGUGUGUUUGCACAAAGAGAAGUUGGGUGCAUCUGCAUGAUAGCUUCUCUUAGUCCCAUACAGGAAGUUCCACCACCCAGUCGCAAAUAUACAGCGGAUGUGGUAUGAGACACAAUUUCAUACUAAUAUUAUUUAAUGGUUUAUACCUAUGGUUGUUUUUAAACAUUUCCCCAGUUUCUGAGAGCUAUUCUAUUUUUUGCAUUAUUAGGAUCAAAUCCAAGUGCCUUCUUUCCUUGUCUAAAUUACAGCACAAUCUGGUUUUCAUACUUUCAUUUAUGGGAAGUAGAUAGUCUCUGUGAGCAGUACUGUAUCUGCAUUGCAGUUAGUAAGGUAGGUUGUACAUUAACCAAAUGCAGGUUCCAUUACACAGAAUUACCUUUUCCUAAAUAGUAAUGUUUUAGUGCAGUAAGAAAGAAACACUCUUGAAAGAACAUCCCCAGGUAUGAGCAAUCCUGAAGUUGUGUGUUGCCUGUUUAUGAAACUAGCACUCUCCUUGAUGAUGGGCAUUAAGUGAUUUGGAAACAGCUGAAGUCACUGCCACUCAACAAUGUAUUUUGGGGUUAGAGGGCAUCCACACUAUACUUGUAAGCAUAAAACUGGAUUCAAGGAUAUAACCUUAGCAAGGAAUGGUAGUGGGCCACAAAUACCUUCCUUGUUUGCUCUUUGUAAUGUGCAGUUUCCAUGGUGAUGCCCUGCGCACUUUUAUUGAGAUGGAUUUACUAGUAUAGUGAAAUAUAUUAUAAGAUUUCAGCUCGCCUUGCAGUUCAAUCAUUGCAUAACCAUAAAGAAAAAGGUCAGAAAAGUCUGCCCUGUUCUUUCCCCCACUUCUUCCCUAUCAGGGGCACAAUCAAGCACUUAAAAGACUUAAAGCACAGACCUGUGAUAGAAAUUUGCAUAUGCUAAUAGAUAUGUAUGCAGAGAUGCAAAUUAAGGUUUGUGAACAAGUAAACAAGCUCGGCAGAUGAGGUCUUUCUGUCCCAGCAGUCUUGUAAGCAAAAUAUUAGAGAGAGAGAGAGAGAGAGAGAGAAGGAAAAGUUCAAAAACAUUGCAAUUAUUGAGGGAGAAGGCUUGAUUCUAUUCAUUCAGGUCUGUUGCUUUGUUCACAGAUUUGCUGUGGGUGUACUUAGUAUAGGAUUUAUAAAUGGCUUUGUAACUGGAAUGGCUAUGGCAGUGUAACAUUAAAGCAUAGUGUAAAACGUAGUUAAAUACAUAAUUAUUUGUAGCUGCAUUAUGUCACAAGCAAAGAUGUUUAGGAUAGAAUGGGAUAUGCUUAUGCAGAUAUAAACAAUGGCACAACUGGACAAAAAUGAGUGUCAUUUCAAACAAAAGAAGGCUGCAGAUUAUGGAAGUGUUUAGGUUUUUUUUUUAAUAAAAAAAAAUAAUCUUCUCUUUCUAAUUCAGUGCUGUUGCUCCAAUUAAAAUCUAGUGAGGUAGCGAACAAUGAAUCUCGAUGGAUUUGAUUCCUUAUUUAAUGAUUUUCAGAAGCAAUGGCAAGAAGGUAAUCUGAGGCGACAAAGAGGAAAGGUCCUGGGGGACAUGGCAGCAGAUGGUCAGGGUUAUUUUAUUAAUUUAGUACCAUAUUAAAGUGUCUCUUCUGAUCAGUUUUCUGGAAGAUGAAUUAAUUUGGAAAGGUAAUCGUUCACACCAAGUGGGAUGCUGUUGAGGUUCCUGAUGUGUUACCAGUGAUGGCUGAUACCAGGUCACUGCCCAUCUCCUUGCCAUUUCAGUUUUCAUCUUCAUAACAAGCACUUCCACUUGUCUCUUGCCAUGUCUUUUAUCCUUGACCCUGUGGUGCACAACACAGCUCACUAGACCCUCAGGUGCACAAGCCUACUCCUAAUUCAGCUCAUUCAUUCUGCCUCCCAAAGGUAAUCUGGGCUGUAAUAGUUGCGUAUUUGUCAGUGGUACUUGUGGUAGUGGGAAUCCUGGGGCAGGUGGUGGGAGUGGGAGAGCACUGGGAGCUGUAUUGGUCCGUAAAGAAGCAUAGAAUAGUCAUACAGAUAUUGUGGUGAGUAGCUCCACUCAGUGGAUGCAUUGAAAUACUGCAGGGAUUCCUUGAAGAGAUCUUGCUGGUCUCAAGUACUUGAAAACUGGAUUCCUUUACUCUCCUACACUUGCUUUUUCUCCUCUGUUCCUUCAUUUCAGCUCUUUACUUGUAUUAAAUAAAGCUGGGGGUUGUAAAGAGUGGUUCAGUCAUAAUAUUUGCAUGGAGCAUCCAACUUUGAAAUAAAAUAAAAUCCUAGAAUGAGAAUAGUGUUUUAUUAGAUCUUAGUUGGUAUAAUACUGUAUAUACUCGAGUAUAAGCCUACUUUUUCAGCAUAUUUUUUAUACUCAAGUGAGGGUCCUUUUGGGCUGCUCCUUGCUCCUCCUCCACCUUUGCCGCUGUUGGCGGUGGCGGAGGAGGAACGAGCAGCCUGAAAGCAGCCCUUUAGGGCUGCUUGUUCUUCCUCCGCUGCUGCUGCCACCAGCCUCUGCCUCUCAGCAGCACCCUAGGUAGGCAGGGGGAUGGGAGGGGCUGGGGGGGAGAGAAGCUCCCUCUGCUGUGUGUGCAUGCGCGCAUGCACACAAACACACACACACACACACACACACACACACUCCAGCCCACCAGAGUGUGUGUGGUGGUGUGGUGAACCGGCUUAUACUCGAGUCAAUAAGUUUUCCCAGUUUUUUGUGGUAAAAUUAGGUGCCUUGGCUUAUAUUCGGGUCGGCUUAUACUCGAUUAUAUACGGUAACCUAUUUCUAGUUAAAAAAUAGAUAGUGAUGUGGCAUGUGCAAUGAAAUGUUGCGCUGUAUCCCUACCCUUUAAGGAGAGUUUUCCUGUUCCAGGCUGGUUUGAAAUGUCCAGGCCAGGCAGGAGACAUUUCUGGAAGAGUGGAAGGGAAAUGGACCCUUUUAUUCUUCCCCAUCCCUGUUCUAUAAAGAGAUGGAGGGAUCAGGUUUAGGAUUGCAUAGCAACCCUGAAUAUGAGCACUGAUAGAGCAGGGAAUCUGGGAAAGAGAAUGGGUCUCAUUUUUACUCUCCUUCUCAUUAUUCCUAUAUAAUGCUAGAGGGAAGUGCAGGGAAGGAGUCCCAGUUGCCCCCAUGGGCAUAACCAGGUGGGUGCAGCUGCCCCUCUGCUAAAUCAGGUAAGUAAAUAAAAAUACUUAACUAACUGACCAGUUGUGUUGCAGAUAACUUUGUUCUGUCCCCCAAACAUAAAGCCUACCCCCCAAAUAAAUCCUGGCUACUCCCAUGGCUGCCCCCUUCCCACUCUCCAGAACCCUUGUUUUCUGCUAUAUAGCUAUCAGUGGUCAUAUUCAGGGCUGGCAGCUAACCAGCCCAGAACCUGUAUGUUUACUCUCAUAGUACACAUCCUUGCAACUUAACCCACCCUUCCAGGAUACUUGCCAGACAAGCUGCUAGGGCAGGGCCAUCUUAAGCAUAUCCCCCGUUUCCCAGAGUUGUCGACCUUUUCCCAAGCCUCUGCCGGGAUUGCUCUCCUCCCGCGGGGGUUUGGGAAGACAGCUGCACGUCCACCAGCCAUAUAGUUGGCGGGGCACAGCUUCUAUCCUAAGCCUCUGCAGGGAUUGCUCUCCUCCCGCGGAGGCUUGGGAAGGAAGCUGCACGCCCGCCAGCCCACCCAAUGGGAAAGACGGCUCUGUGCCAGGGGCUAGUUCCUCCUUUUUUUCUGAGCCAGUGUGGAUUUUGAUCCAUCCUGGGAGGCUUUGGUGUGCUCCAGCAGAUGUGCUGCUGAAUCUUGCACCUUUUUCAUGCUCCUGAAGUAUGUUUGAAUGGGGAAGUUGUUGGUCUUUCUUGCACAGAGAGGGUAAGAGCAACACUCUCACAUAUCCCUAUGGGAGAGAAAUGUAGUUCCCUUUCGAAGAUAACAUUUUCUGAUUGAGAUAAGUGUGUGAAUUGUGUUAGGAUAUUUCCGUUCCACCUUAAAAGGGAGCAGGCUUUGUGAGUCAGAGUCUGCGUAUUUCCUGUUUCCACAGGAUGUUUCUGUUGUGUCUUUCGUUUCUCUCUCUCUGUGUCUGGAGACACUGAUGCAGGCAGUCAUGUUUUUCUUUGUUCUGACCAACGCUGAAUAAACUUGUAAAUAAUGCUCUCCUGCGUGCAACUUCUGCUGUGAAUUAUCUGCUGAUAGAGUGUGCAUGAGCUCUGGAAUGUGGCAAGCUAUUUCUAGAAACUCGUGUCGCUAAUUGCUGAUACUGUAUCUACGGGAGAUCGAUGGAUCGUCCGGCAGCCGGCUUGGGGGCCAUGAUGGAUUUUGUCUCCCUGGCAGUAUCCCAACAUGUGCCCAUUCAGAUAUAUCUAGCCAAAGCCACCUCCAGAAGCAUUUUGCUCGGGCCCAGAUCUGUACAUUUAUUUGACAGCUUUGUAUUACAUGGCAAAAGUGACACAUAAUAUAUUUUUCUUUUUUCUUUUCCAGGAUAACUUUCUAUAUAGUGUUUCUAUUUUAAGUGGAAUCCUUUGUACUACCUUGGCAGUGAUCAAAUUUAUGUUGGGGAAUGUGCUCACAAGCAGAGCAUUGUUAACUGAUGGUAAGUAGCAAGUAUCACAUUCCUCUAUGUUUUGGCUACUUUUAUAUAAGAUGAAAGAUGAGUGAGAUGAACAUAAGGUAUAAUACAAAAACAGCUACAGAUAUGAGCUACUAGUUAACAUGCAGCUGACAGAUUUGUUGAGUUUCUUACUAUUAAAUUAAACAUUUGAUUCGGACUGGAUAAUCACCAAAUGCUGUAAGGACAGACCGCCCUCCUCGGCGCCAAGAUUAAUAGGAACCGUAGUUUACCCUACACAGAGCUAUAAUUCCCAGCACUUUUAACAAUUUAUUCUUUUUUUGGGGGGGGUGCUUGCUUUAAAUGUAUGUAUGCAGCCUUAGCUUCCCUGAUUUGCAGAGAUUUUUAUUUCAGGCAUUUCUGGCAACUGUAAGCUAUAGAAAAAUGAAGACAUUCCAAGUGACAAAACGAUGGAUGGAAGUAGCCCUUUAAAUAAAGCAGGGAGACCAGUAAAUCCCAAGGAGUUAAUAAUAGUAAUAAUAUUUGCAAGCAAGUCAGGAGAGCUUGAAUGCAUUAAUAGUAGUCAGAUGGAGUGUGUGUGUUGCAGGAAAUGAGAGGCCCACAAAACAUGGCCAGAUCAUAGGCUUCUUCUGAUACUGGAUGGUUUCGUCCAUGUAGGCUGCUGUGUAGUGCAUAAAAAGAUGUCAAACAGCAGCAAGAAUACUGUAAUUAUUUAUCGGGGACAACCCGUUUGUCUUGCUCCAAAUGAAAAAUUCCACAGGAGUCAAGACAGCAGACAUGUGGAAAUUCAAGUAGGGAGCACAGACGAAGGCUACCUAGUGAAAUCAUCCUGUUUCCCACAGUGGUCCAUCAUGUGGGACAAAUGAGUGCAAUAGGUUUUUCAAGCAGGACAUGAGUGCAAUAGGUUUUUCCUGCUGUGUGGUAUUCUGAGGCAUGGUGCCUCUCUGUGAUCCUGAAAACAAAAGCUGGAAACAGAUGCUUUGAUACCAAUUUCAAUUUAAUGCAAUUACCGGUAAACAUGGUUCAGAUCUGUUGAAAAGUAACAUAUAAGCAUUAUUUUGUUAAAAAAAUCUGUGUUACCUAAGCUCUGGUAUUUAUUGGAAAGGGUCUAGCCAUGUGUACUGAGCUUUUAUAGUCUCUAGGAAUGAUCACUGCAUUGCGCUUUGUGUGAGAGAGUGCCAAAAAGAUCAUUUGGAAGCUGCAGAAUACCACUGCUUUCCUACUGGUACAUUUUGGGAGGUGAGACCAUAUUCACUCAGUAUUGCAGCAGUUGUACUGGCUGCUGGUUAGCUUCCUAGUGUUGGUUCUUAUGUUUUGAAGCUCUUAAUUGCCUGGGGCCUAUGUACCUUAAAGACCAUUUCUCUUUCUUAGUAUAAGCCCCUCUCCUCACAGUGAAACAUUGGUUGUAAGAAACAGGAGACUCAUUGUUACAAACUGAAGCAUUGCUACAGGCUCCUUAGGAGGGUCAGGGUUGCUCUUUCCACCCCCUGGGAUGGGUGAAAAUACUGCCCUGUGAUAUUCUGUAGGGUGUAGCGUCAUGAGUAAAAUUUCACUAGAUGAUUUGACUGUUGAAGAAGAAUCACUACUGUUGGAGGAGCAAGCGGUGCUUGUGGUAGCAGAAAAAGCUGACUGCUUUCACAUCAUCACAGCUGUCAGAGCCAUCAGCUGUGAGCAAACAAUUGUGGCAAUUCUUUUUUAAAAAAAGAAAAUCCAUGACUGCUGAUGAGAGUGCUGAGAUGCUUUAAAGUCUGAACUACUGAAACUAGGAGGCUAAAGUACUGGAGUGAGUGUGCAAUGGUAAUUAACUCAACACAAAUGCCCCCUCUUUAGCCCAAAAAACAAUUGUUUAAUUUCCCCAUCACUCCUAGUCUAUAAUCAAGGCCAGCUGCUGCAUUUCAGGGAUUUUUGCAUGUCUGUGUCUCUCUCUCUGUGGUCCCCCAGGAAUGGUCUGGCUUUCCCCCUUUCCUUUCAGGAAGAGCAGCAGCAAAAGCAGAGCAUGGAGGCAUCAAAGGUUUACCUGCUCUGGAGUUGUGCCAGCUGCUGCUCCUUUCCUGCCACUGUUGGGGGUCCCAAAAACAGAUGUGCCUUCUUGGGAAUUUAUCCUCCUACCCAGAAGUUCAGUGUCAAGUCCAGCUGCUUAAUCAAUGAAAGCAAUUUUGGGGGUGAAGGUGUGCUUGGUGUUACUGCUUCUGAAUGAAUUAUACAAGGAUUCCCCCCCCAAAAAAGUCAGGUUUUUUUGUUUAAAAGUAAGGCCAUGUCUCUUUUUCUGCAUGGCCCCCCAGGGGAUUCACCCUGGGUCAGUGCAGCCAUAGACUCCAAAGUUAGCCACCACUGUAUUAAAGGACCCAUUGAAGAUGGGCCAUUUUCAGUUGUAUACAGUGGUACCUCAGGUUGCAGAUGCUUCAGGUUACAGACGCUUCAGGUUACAAACUCCGCUAACCCAGAAAUAGUACCUCGGGUUAAGAACUUUGCUUCAGGAUGAGAACAGAAAUCGUGUGGCGGCAGUGCAAGGCCCCAUUAGCUAAAGUGGUACCUCAGGUUAAGAACAGUUUCAGGUUAAGAACGAACCUCCAGAACGAAUUAAGUUCUUAACCCAAAGUACCACUGUAUAACAGUUGUUUCAGCUGAUGAAUAAGCUAAAUAUUAAGGAGUUUUUGCCUGUCUGUGCAGACCCUUUUUCCAGUUGCUAUUUAAACCAGGAAGUCUCUAACCAUGGUUGGAAGUUGUGUUUAAAUACCCUGGCUUGUUAAGAGCUGGUCACCAUAGUUUCACCAGAUGUCAGUUUCAUCAAAACUGGGAAUUAGAGACUUCUGGGUUUAAUUGCAGCUCGCACAAAGCGGUUGUCUGUGUUGAUAAAAAAGGCUCAUUCAUAUCUCUGCUUAUUAAACCAAGAUAAGACCAUCUGAAUUGGCUCAGUGGUAAAACUGAUGGAAUGUUUUGUCCUACUUCUCUACCUGUUUAAUAGGCCACGAUUACCAGUGUUUUCAACUAGUCCUGCAUUUUGCAAAUAGCUGAGGAACUUCUCUUCCAUUAAUUACGUCGUUGUGAUAAUUGUGUUGCUGCUGAUUUUAUUGUUAGCUAAAUUAGAGACUGAACUCUGUAAUUAGCCUGGUGUCUGUGCAUUCAAGCUAUUUUAGUCAGGCAGCUACGCACAGAUUUCUCUCUUUGUAUUUUUGGCUUUUGGUGGAAUAUAAUCUUUGGGAGGGUGAGAUUCCCACCCACAAGCAAGCAAUACAGCAAGGGGGUGGAAGCAGCAGUUGCACAAAGUGAAUUAGUAUGUCUCUUUUGCCUGUUAGCACUUUUCUGAUUCCUGUUAAUUUGCUUCGUGCCGUGACAGCCUGUGGAACUGUAAGUUUCUUUUAGACAGCACAGAGUGGGGUGCAGAAUUCAGCAUUUUCUAUCUAACAGGGAUUUCUUUUUUUAAGUCUGCAGAUGUCUCGUGUAUUUAGUCUUAGUUAAUUGUUUAAAAACAUGCUAAGUGAGGAGGCAUAUAUUAUGCUUGCCAAUGUUCUCAAGUUAACAGAGACAAUAUGGUAUCUGGGAAGGCUCAAGAUGGAACCUGGUCAGCAGGCAGAGACUUGUGGAUAACAAGAGAUAACUGAACUAUUUACCUUGGUAAAUUGCUGCUGACCAGGGCCAGCCCACCCAUGAGCCAAGGUGAGGUAACUGCCUCAGGCAGCAUGAACCACCAGGACAGCAGAUUCCACCACCACUUGUUUCUGUUGUAAAUCUUCCCUCAACCCUUCUUCCCUGGUGAGGGGGGCAGCAGCGGAGGAAACUGCUUGGGCGCCUAGGGUGCCGCGCUUUGGGGCCUUGGGAGUCUGCCUGCCUCUCCCACUCAGCUGCCCUACAGCUGAGGUGGGGAGGCAGUGGGCGGACCAUUUAGGCAGCGCAGAGCCUGCGUGCACCCAAGCCACAGCGUCUUUCCCAGGUGAGUGCCGCUCGGCAUUUUGUCAUCUCCCUCAGUGGUGACACCUGGGGCGUUGUGCACCCACCACACACCCUUCCUCUGCCCCUGGAGGGGGAGUGCCAUUUGGACGUCCGCCUUAGGUGCCCAAAUGUUUUGGACAGACCUUGCUACUGACACAUAAGGUGAACCCAGGAAUAGUAUUAUGUACACUACCAUUUAUCCAAGUGGUGAAAUCUUCUAGGGGCAGUGCUCAUCCAGGUCUGGCUACCUUUGGAAAAUAAAUCAUUGGUGAUUUAAUAGUUGUUGGUUUUUUGUAAUAUUCAAGUUAUUUACAGAUACACAAGCUGAGCAUAGGGGAAGACAGAACAUAACAUUAUUGAAAUCACUGCUCCUACAUCAGUUCUCUAAAAGCUCAUUCUGCCUUCCUGAGUCAAACUGCAGUUUUCUUUGCUUCUGUCUAUAUCUUUCUAUGGGCAAAUGUGUGCAUGUACACACUUGCUUAAGGUUAUCCUUAGUUUGGAGAUAUGCUUCUUAACUCUAUUUUCUUGGGGAUUCUGGGCUAUACACCUGUAACUUUCCUAACAAAGGAUGAGGCUGGCAGCUUGACUAUUAAGGAACUUUAAGCAGUCAUUCUGGCCUCAUUAAUCCUUUUCUCUCCAAAUGCAAAUUUCAUUAGAAUCUGAAAGUAAUCAAAUUACAAAGUUGGGGGGCUGGGAUGGAGCGUAGGCAAGUCCCAUUCUCCAAGCUUUCUUCUGUUUGUGAUGAUUCCCACAGUCUAAACUAUAUUCUUUGUAAAUCGCUUCGUAAAGCGAUAUACCAAUUCUGUUAAGUAAAAUAAAUAUUAUUUUGUUGUGCAGUAUAAUUAGUAGCCCCUUCGAAACAUGGAUAGAACAGCAACAGCACAACAGGCAAGGCAGUAUUUUAUGUUUCACCAGCACUAGUCAGGACUGCAAUUUCUCAAAGACUUCUCGCUGCACAGGAGAGACAUCUCGUGGCCAGCCAGAUAGGUACCUAGCAUCCCUAGGUGUUAGUAUGGUAAACAAGGGAAGGCUGAUUGCCAUUAGGCUGAGUUGAAGUAGGGUGCUUUUGCUGUUUUUAUUGCCCUUUUAAGUAUUUUUCAUUCCAGUGAUUUCCCCCCAAGGAGAUCUUCGGCGGCCCAUCCCCAGCAAGAGAUUGGGUGCUCAUGAAAUAAGGCACCCCCCCUCCCAGCACACAUUUGGCACCUUAAUGCAUAUGAUUAGGUGGUGAUGGCAAAGUGCAUCAGUGCCUCGGGGCAUGCCCAGAACAGAAAAGCAAUGAAUGGCAGGGUAGGAGUAACUUGAGUGUACAAUCAAAAAGCCCUCCAGAGUCAUUCCAGCAACCUCCAUCUUCUCCUGCGAGUGGCAAGCAGUGGAACAGCAAUGUGAGGAGAUUUCACCCCUCCCAUAUCCAAGAAUCUGCUGAUGUUCUCUGCUGAUUCUUCAGAGAGGAGGGGCGGUUUCUGCUCUCUACUUAUUCCGCUCCAGCCUCACAUCAAAGUGUCGAGGAGAGAGAGAGACUGAGUGUUAGAGAUCGUGUGUAUAGAUAAGGUUGCUGCUAAGAGCAGCUGCAGACACUCAGUGCAGUUCAGCUUUUUGUUUAGACCUCAUUUAGCUCUGUAUAUAGUUGUGUAUUAUAGUUGUAGAUAGAAUAAAGAAGAUAUUCUACAGAGCUGCUCUCCGAGUCAUUUAUGCUCUGCUAUACUCUGCAGUACUCUGCUGUGCGAUGACUUCUUCUUGUUGGAGUGAAUCCGGUGCUCACAACUCUAAGCUGUGAGUCCACAGCACUUUGACCUGUUCCUGUGCAGAAGGUGGUCUCUGGAAGUGCUACCCCAGCUCGCCUAGCCCAGUCGGGGCUGAAGUGUGUGAGUCCAGUUGGUGGCACUGGCUCAAUGGCGAUGCUGACACAAUGAAUAGCCAUGACUGGGGGGAAACAAACAGGAAUGUGUGAAAACUAACAUGUUGAAUACACACAUAGCAGUCUGAUCUGAAAUGCCUAUUGGCCGGCAUCUGGAAGCACCCAAAGACAGCGUUCUGCUUGGACCAGCACCCUAAGAGGCAGCAGAGAUGGGAGGAAUCUAACUACGAAUAGGGUGUGAAGAUGGCAGAUGCUGGAUAGACAUGCAUAGAGUGAAACUGCAUUACAGAGAGAAGUUAGAAUGCCUGGUUCGCAUUGCUGUAAAAUGGUGUGGGUACCUGAGUGAGAACUACCGGUAGGAAGAAAUGGAGUAGUGCAAGUAUUAACUAUUCAAAGGUGGGAUGCGUGGUGGAACAUCCAAGGCAAAAACCAUCCUUACCACUUGGAUGCAGAGGAUUACUUGAGCUGCUGCUUAUGAAUUCCUAAAGGCUCAGACACUCUGGCUCUUUCACCAUAUAUAGAGAGACCUCUAGGGAAAAGGCAAUGAAGGGUGGUUGAGAGUUAGCCAAGCUUUUGUAGGUUUCCUUAAAACCUACAGAACAAGCUCUGAGAUGAAGGCAGAUGCAUGUUCUCUGCACUUACCCUAGAUUCCUAACUAUCAUAAUGUAAACAUAAGUAAAGUCUGAUAAAAACACACCUUGCAGUAUCAAAGUGGUCAGUAUUUUCAUGUGAGACACAUGAUCAGAGUGACAUCUUGUGGCCAGUACCUGGAAAAGCUUAAAUUUCUUAGUGGGUUUAUUUUAUGUGAGUUGACAAUGGUACGCAUGUAACUCAUUAAACUCAUGAGCAAACUCUUUGGUUAUUGGACAAGUCUAAAUUUAUACUUUUUAUUUCAGGUUUCAACUCUCUGGUAGGAGGAAUAAUGGGAUUCUCCAUACUUAUAAGUGCGGAGGUUUUUAAACACAAUGCUGCUGUUUGGUACCUGGAUGGAAGUAUAGGUGUUCUAAUUGGACUGACAAUAUUUGCCUAUGGAGCGAAGUAAGUGAAGUUGUUCCUUUUUUCACCUUAUUCUUUGUGUUUGCAUGCUUAAGAGAUACUGUGAUGAUCUGUUCCUUGUAUAUGAUGCUUGAGGCAUGGGGUAGCAACCUCAACUCCAUUUCCUGAGAUGUUGCACUUACUUUGCUGUGGUGUAUCGUCAUUAUUUGCCAUUGCCCUUACUACCUUAUUACUACAAAGUUUCAUUGCUUAAAUAUCAAUGUAUUGGGUGACUUACAAUUGCAUGCCUUGCUUAGAACACCUUUUAGAAUCCACCUUAUCAAAAUCUACUUUGCAGUGGUUGAGCUUGGAUACAAUACAAAGAUAUAUUCUCAAAAAUCUUCCGAGCACCAUUGUCCAUGAUUUUCUGCUUACAACUUGUGACUUUUGUCCUUCAUCAACAUGUGCUUUCAUUUCCAGACUACUUGUGGACAUGGUUCCUCGUGUACGGCAAACACGUCAUUAUGAAAUGUUUGAAUAAAGACAGAGCACCAUGGACUGAAUAAAAUUUUGCAAAAUGUGAUAACGUACUACAUCCUGGCAAACGGUGCCAAUUAUAUUUACAAGAUUGCACUUUGUUUCUCAUGGUAUAUUUUCUUUUUACAUUAUCUUUCCAAGAAAAGGUCAAUCUGUACAAUUAGGCAAAUAUGUACACCGCUUAGAUCUUGGCAAAAGUAGCAACAAGCAGCCGUUUUCUUUUGUGUGUGCUAUUUAAAAUCCUGCAAAUGGUAACUGAGAUGAGCAAAGUGCACAGUUCUAAUCAAGCCGCCAUGUUUUGUCUUCUGGAAUAUUAAGAGUUCUUCAACACAACAGAUGCCUGUAUAAAGGAGCCAAACCCGAGAGGGCGCAGCCACAGUAGUCUUUUACCAUGGCACCUUAAGGACUAACAGGUUUAUUGUGGCAUGAGCUUCUAUAGACAAGAGACUACUACUGCAUCCAGUAUAGACAAGAGAUGGCCUUUAGUUACGUUGCCACCAGCGUUCCAGAAUGUGCCAGCAAGUGAGACAUUCCCUAUGUCUUCUGCACAGAACUCAGUGGUAUUGUACUUAGCUUAUGGGGGCCAACAGACACUACUUGAUGCAUGGAAUUAAUCCCCACCCCACCAGCCUCAAAUCAACCCCCUUUCCCAAACUGCUCCAUUUUUAAAUUCAAAGAAUCUAAUGUGAAUUUCAUACUAUUUUCUAAAAUUCUCUGCACUGCAUAAAUAUGAAGCAACACAUUAUGAAAUAUAUUAAGCUGCACAGACAAAAUAAGCACAAGGUGUCAAUGUACAGGCAAAAGCCAAAAAAGCAAGAGGGGGUAGUUUUUGAUUAUAUGUCUAUGGCUGUAUUAUGCACUUAUGUAGCGGUAUAUAUGGGUAAAUACAUGGGUGUCCUGUUGUCUGGUAAAAGUGAUGGUUUCAAGGUGGUAGUAAGAUAGCCUUUCUACUGUUAGUUAGGCUAUUCUGUAGGUGUUCCAUGUACCCACCCACCAUCUUAUGUAAUUUAAUAUCUGGAUUACAAGUUAUGACUCCCAUCAUGUAAAUCAAUAAAGCUGUUACCUAUUUUAUACAGUACCUGUAAUUAACCUUGAAAAAAGCUCUCUAGAUAAUACAUUAACAAUACAAUCUAUGUAUUUAUUUAAAGUUAAGUCCUGCUGGCUUCAGUGGUGCUUACUAACUUGUAAGUGUGUUCAAGAUUGCUUCCUCAAUAGAACAAGUCGUCUUGUAGAAAAGCCCUCUGAAAUGUUGCUGCCAUUUUUUCAGCUAUGAAGCCCUUUCUACAUGAGUUUAACAUUUGGUGAGUAUGCAGAAAUUAUCAAAACAUAACUUCGUACUUCUUACUGUUUUGAUACUGCAUUUUGCAAAGGUAGAAAUGAGAUGUUUACCCAAGCAGCUGCUUCCACAGAAGUACCUAUGAGGAAUAAAAGCUUACAUAUAUAGUAGUCACAUAUUGAGCAGCCAACACAGCAGCUCCUCUACCCUUCUUUUAUAUGUUUUUUCUUACACCUGCUAUAUAGUAAAUCUGCACAGAACUCAAAAUGUGAGACUGAUGGUAGUAGGUGUAGGCAUUAAACAUUUUUAUUAAAAAAAUGUUUAUCUCCAGUUAAAAAACACUGAAGUGCAAUUGCCUGAAACUGCUUGUUGAAGGGUGUCUGACAGUGUUAACAAUGAAGUUCAUUCUCUACGUGACACCUUACCACCUUAGAAAUGAGGAUUCUCGUAAGAAAUCUGGUCUAUAAUGUCCUCCAGAGAAACCCUGUUAAACACAUUUGGCAUCUAGUCCACUACAGCAACAUAUGGGGGUCAGUUGGUAGAAAUGAUGCAAAUAUUUUCUCCCACUCUAGGAGGGAUCUCUUACAAAAAAGAGUCGUGGAUUCCAAGCAAUGAAUUGGCCAGCUAGCUUUCUCUGCAUAGAGGACUUUUCUUCCAGGUAUUCCUUCUUCUCACAGAACAAAAGCUUAGGAUCCCAGCUGUGUAUGUGUGUUCGGCAUGGU